CAAGAGAACCGCGCCGCGCGCCGUAUACACACUCGUAUAUAACAUUAUUUUAUCGCGUAUAUAGUCGCAGCCCGGACGCUCGGCCGAGAAUUCGCCACUUGUUGGAUUUCGCUGUGUGUUUGCGGGCAGAUCGUCGUGCGUGUGUGUACGUGUGCGUCUGCAAUCGUAUACCGCAACCGCAAGUAAGUAUUAACGAUAAUAAUAUAUUAUAAAUAAUAAAAUAUUAUAGUGCGAAAAAUAUUAUUCAGUUGCAAUGUUAUCAGCUUUAAUUUUGAUAUUAAAAUCGAGGUUCCUUUGAUAUUACACCCGUCAUCAAUAUACUGCGGUCACGGUUAUUAUUAUAGACUUUUUUUUUUUCUAAAUAAAUUAUCAAACAGCCAGGUAAUAGUAUUAUUAUCGAUAAAAGAAAUCAUAAUUUUUUCGUUUGGUUUGUCAAUCGAUUCCACGAGAAAAAUGAAUAAUGCAAUUAUGUAUAUAUAUUAUAUAGUUAUUAAAAAAAAACUACAUGAAAAUCCACAGUUUGAACAAAUAUUUAUUUGGAAAACAAACCAAUAUAGAACGUAUAGGUGUGUAGCUAUCUAAAAUAUAAUUUUGGGAUUACAAUGGGGACGAGUGUAUAAAUUUAAAUUAGUAAAAAAAAAAUAUGUGUUUCUAAAAAAACUACGUAUUUUUUGUCGUGGAUGUAAUUAAUAUACAUAAAAAAAAAAAACGAUUUUCAUCACUGUCGUUCAAACAAUAUUAUAUAUAAGACUUAAGUAUAAUUGCAGUGUUCGAAACCUUUUAUUAUUAUUAUUUAUUUUAUUGAAACAAUUUUACUAUAAAUUCAAUUUGAUUAUUUAUACACGUAAAAUAAAAAUAAUUUUCGUGUUGUAAGGAUUCGUUUAUAACUUUAUUUAAUUUGAAAAAAAAAAAGUAUAUUAUAUACAUAAUUAUCAAUUAAAUAAUAGCAUCACUGAAAAAAUACGAACGUAUUUUUAUUGAAUAGGUCAUAAUGUAAACUUGAAUUUAUAAUAUUAUUACCAAUUAUGUCUUUCGUAUAAUUAAUAAUAUCCCGCAUUAAUUUCAAUAUUUUCAUCUUUGAACCGACGAACAGUGUAUAUCCACCUAUAAUUUAUGGAAAUUUGUCGCUGUACUACGGGCGAGAAAAAUAAACUGCCAUUCGCUAUAUACCAUCGAUGACAAAAUAGAAAUCGAGUUAAGAAAAUUGUUCACGAUUAGGUUAGGGGUACGUAAAUAAUGUAAAUUUAAAAUAUUUAACGUGGCAUUAGUAUGGAAAAUUCGUAUUGGCACAGUACAUAAUUAAUUUAAAUAUUCAUGUAGCUGAAUUUUCAUUUGUAUUUAUAUAUAUAUAAAAGUCAGAGUCAAAAUAAUAUCAAUUUCGAUCAUUUGUUUGACCUUCAAUAACAUAAUUUGUUUUAUGCAUAAUUUUUGUACGAACUACAUACAAAAUAUCUCGGUGCCGUAGUUAUGGGGAAGGGGGAAUAUGCAGGUCCCCGAUAUUCCUGGUAAAUAGCAUAAUUAAAUAGAAGUAGGGCGGGUGCGCAAAAGCCUCGGAACAGUAUAUAUGCAAAAAAAGCUGUCAGACCCCGAAAAAAAAAAAAUGAAUAUACUUAGGUAUCUGGAAUAUCUAUGAUAUUAUAAAUAAUAAAAUAAUACAGUAAAAACAAAAUUAUUAAAAUGGUUAAUACUCUUAAAUAAAUAUAGAAAUAAAAAAUAAAUGAAUGGAUUAUUGCGUCGCCUGGAGUAUUAUGAUAAGUGUAUUAUACGACCGAUUUCGAAUUAAAAUUUGAUCAGAUAUAUCACAGUCAAAAUGUAAAACCUAACCUAACCUAACCGUGAAUGUGAUAUACCUAAUGAUGAAAUUUUAAUUCGAAACCGGUCGUAUAAUACACUUAUCAUAAUACUCCAGGCGACGCAUUCAUUCAUUCAUUCAUUUUUUAUUUCUACAUUUAUUAUAUUUAUAAUUAAUAAUUAUAACAGUCAACGUAAAUGAUUUUUAGUAAGAAAAAAAUACAUAAUAUACAUUUAAUAUAAUAAAUUAAUAUACAGCAUUGCUGUAUGGUAUAUGAUGUGUUCCCAAUAAAAUAUUUAUUCUUCUCGACUGAAAUAUGAUAAAGCUUCUAUAUUUUCGUUUCUUUAAACGAUAAUGUUUGAAAUGAUAAUAAUAUAGGAUCUUUAUUGUAACACAAAGAAAUAUAAAUUUUAUCUUUUUUUUUGUAUAAUUUUACUUUUAAGAUGAUAAUAAUUUAAAAAAUCCACGUUUAUGCUAAAUGACCGACUAAAGUACCCUUUUCAAACGAUUUUCAUAGAUGUAGAAAUACCGUCAAACAUAUUUUCGAGUUGAUACGGAUUUUUAAUUCCCCCCCCCCUCUUAAUUAUUUCGUUGAAAUCUACUUUAUUCUUCAUACCUUUAAAUACCGAGCCGUUAUAACAUGAAAAAUGUGUGUUUUUUUUUUUUUAAUAAAUUGAAUAAUUCAAUUAAUUAAUAUUUUCCGCCGCUAAAUCGUAUCGCGUGCAAGAUAUAACAGUGUUAAAAACACCGUAUAAAAUCGUCUAUGGGGCGUGGGUGUUCCGGCGUAUAACUUAAGCGCGUUGUAUGUAUUACACGUGAAUAAAGAUAGGGUGAAUUUAUAGCUACCGGGUAGAUUAAUGUUAUAGGAGGGUAUUAUAUAAUCCUCGUUCAGAGUAGUGAAGCGUAGUGUUUAGUCGCGAUAAUUUUUAUGCCUUCGUGGCGAAACGAAAAUAUAAUAUAAUAUUGUUACGAAAAUAUGAAACCUAUUUACCAAGAGAUAUUUACAAGUCCGGAUGACUUCGAAUAAAAAAUAUGAAUGCCCGAACAAACACUUUUAGAUUCUGAGUGUAGCGUAGAAGUUAUUAGAUUCGCUGAAAUGUGCGUGUUUUUUUUUCUUUCGGGUAAUACUUUUUUGGCGUAUGAAAUGCUCAGUUUUUCCGUACAAUACCUAAAAAGAUACAGAAAUUCCUUCCAGAUGGCUGCUGUUUACUUAUUCAAAGCAUUUUUUUUUUUUAAACUCUCAAUUUUUCACACUUAGUUUUUUUUUAUUUUUCGGUUAGUAAAAGUGAUUAAAAUUAUUCACAUUAUUGCUCAAAAUAUACGGACUUUCGUCUAUCAGCAGGUAGUUUAAUUGAAAAGAAUUUUUAGAUUCCCAAGAGUUUUUUUUACACAAAGUUUUUCUAUAAUUUUAAAAACUGACAGCAAAAUAUGUCGGUACUUAGAUUUUAUUUUUAAUAAUUUAUGGGUGAUAUGUUGAAUUAUAUUUCUAUAAAGAGCCAAGAUGUUUAUAUACCACCCACCAUACUAAUUUUACCCUACUCAAAUUUACUAAAAUCUGUAUUUGUAUUUAACAUAAAAUUUCCUAUUUCAUUAAACCUAUUUUCAAAGUAUUAUUACUCUAAAAUAAAAUAUAUCUAAUAUCUGCCUUGCAAUAUAACUGAAAAUCAAAAUAUAAUUUAAAUUACCCACGCGGUAACUGUAAUGCUGAUGGAGCCGAGGCUUCUCAUAAACAUUGUCAAUGUGACACUGUUUCUGGGUUUACUUUGUAGGAUAGUCGAAAGAAACUAUAAUUAUAUUCUAUACCUACUAUACUGUAACUUUACCAGUUUACCGAGCUUUGUUCAGAAUCAUUUUUUGAUUGCAAUGAUUCGUCAUAGUGAAUUUUUCAUUGUGUAAACUAAUUUAUCAUCUCCAAUUAAAUUAUCGAUUAUACAACAUUGGCCUAAACCCAUGAUGCGAAGUAUGUCUGGAUUUUUGAAAAAAUCCGUGCAAGUUUUAAUUCAAAAAUAAUAAAACAUUUAAGUAAAAUCUAUAGUCACACUUAUGUAUAUAUAUAUAUUAUACAUACAUGUCCAACGAGACUUGGUUUUAAUUAAUCUAUGUUUUUUUUAAACACGCGUUAUUGCUGUGUGCGUAUUUUAAACUUAAUAUUAUAAUUAUAUAUUCGCGCGAUGCUCAAACUUUUCACGUUUAUUUUAAUAAAUCGCGUGGUUAAAAUAUUAUCGUUAUGAAUUUCUGAUGUCUCAUAGCGCCGUGCCGUAUCCCUUGAGGCGAAAAAGACGGAGCUGGCGGAAGCUAGUAGGUAGGUCGGUUUCUUUACGUGAGAGGAAUACUAUGAAAAAAAAAAACAAAAAAACAUGACAUUUUAAUUUUUUUAAUCAAAUAAUUUAUAUCCGGAUAACCGUGCUGCUAAUACUAUAUUAUAUUAUUAUACAUCAUACUGCUCCCACCGUCAUGCCACGGAACACGAGAAUUAAUUACAUUUCGGUGAGCUUUUAAUAAUCGCGUUGCUAAAUCCGAAACCCGGCACUACUGCUACUGUACCAAUCGUACCUAAAACUUCUAUGUAGGUAGGUACUCUGGUAUGUUUUUAAAUCAAGUUAUAUCGGACUUAAUUAAACACACACCUGCGCGCCGUUUAUCAACGUUUUUUAAUCAUCUCGGCAUUUAAAUUAUCAAUAUUAUUAUUAGUUUCUUCCUACCCACUCCUGCACCAAGACGAAAUGCGUAUAAAUGUUAUAGUUUUUAUAUUUUUCGCAUUGAUAAAGUUGAUUCAUUUUCUUUUGAUUGAUUUUACUGACGAUAUGCGUGAUUUUAUUGAAAAUUUGAACUUAUGAUGUUUUUUUGUUCGUGUUUUUAAACUUUGAAGUUUAAAUUUCGACGAAAAUUGUAAAAACCACGGUAUUUUGUCUGUUAAUUUGGAUUUUGAUUCUUUUUUUUUACUUCAGUAAAAAAUAAUAUUAGAAUCUCAAAAUGUUCACUGAAUACUUAUAUUAUGACACUCGUAAGUCAUAGUACAAUUUUUAUUUCAUGUUUUUAAUAUAUUCUGAUGUUUAUUUUUAGUUAUUUGAAAUUGUCUAGACUUUAAUUUGUUUUAUGUGGAUACAAAUAUUGUAUUUAAAAUUUCAAUUUAUAUCAGUGUAUUAAAUUCAAAUUAUUGUUAAAAUUCGCUUAAACAUUUUCUAAAUUCUUGAAAGUACAUCUUAACGAUAUCUCAUCGGUCGGAUAAACCGAAUUACAACAAAAAAAAAAACAAAAUCUAAACUAAUAAAUCUUUAUUAUCAUACUUUUCCGUUUUUCAUUUUUCUCUUCUAAAAACCAUUUUGUUUAAUUAUUCUGUACUUACCUCUGCUCUACAGAAUGGUCGUUAAUUAAAUACAAUUAAAACCAAAAUAUAAAUACAAAUAUAUAAAAUAAACAAUAAAUCAUAUCUUUAAUGAACACUCUUGUUUGAGAUUUCAAUACAGUGUCUCGUGGGUUUUUGAGAUUUCAUCGUUCGCUGUGAUCUCAAUGAUGAUCAACUGAAACAUUUAACAUACAGACAAUAAGUUUCAUUAAUAGUCAUCCUCAUACAUAUCGAUAUUAAUAUUAAUAAUUAAUUACAAUUAAAUACAUCGUUCCCGGCUUUAACUUACUCAACAAAAUGUAACUUUACUUGUAUAUUUAAUCUAAUUUCUAUAAUCGUAUCUAUAUCUCAAUGUAAUUGUAUAGGAUGAAAUAAGGUAGACUACCUUGUACUUUGGGGCAAUUAUAAAAAAAAAAUAAUAAUGGAAAAUAAUGUAAUAUUUUUUUUUUACAUUUUAUCACAAUUGUAUGAAGGUAUUAAAAUGUAUUUUGGUAUUGUGCAUUGGUUUUAAACAAGACAAUAGAGUAAUUGUAAAUAUUCAUAUAAUUCACACUUAAGAUUCUUAAAAUGACCAGGAAUUAUUUUAUUUCAUAUUGCCCCUGUUAUAAUAAAUUGUAUAGUACUCAAUACGUUCAAUUUUGUUCAUUUACAAUAAUCUCCAAACAUUUUUGAAUAAUUUAGGGAAAUAAGGCAAUUGCAAAAAUUGAAUUAAAAAUUUAAAAAUGUAUGUUUAGCAUUUUUUCAUGUGAAACCUUAUUUUUUAAAAAACUAUUAAUCAAUUUAAGUACAAAAAAUAUGAAUAAUAUUCAAUUUUUUUUAUAAAUAUUAUAUUAUCUAUUUACAAUUAUCCCGCUUAGUACCCUAGUAACCCUAUUAUUAUUUUCUUUUGAUUACUUAUUAUUUAUUUACUACUUUGUGUAAUUUACCUAUUUUUAGAUUCUGGGUGGAGCGACUUUUUUUUUAGGUUUUUUUAAUAAACUGUCUACUAUAAAUCUUUCUCAAAUCAAACAAAUGAUAUAAAACUCCGUUUGUAAAAUUUUGGAUCUAGUAGGUUAAUUUUUUGAUUUUCGUAAUUCGUCCACAAAAAAAGUUUUUAUUAAAAAUAGCGCGUUUGUGUAAUAUGUGAUAAUAAUUAUUUGGUUAUACUGUAUGUAUAUUUCACACGUUUUACAUAAUUAUAGUUAAAUCAUCUGUCUAUAUUGCAGACACCAUACCUCACGUAUGGUCGUCGUUUCAAGUCUGAAAUUAAUUUCCAUCAUAUCACUAUCAUUAUACACACUUACUAUAAUACAUAUUAUAUUUACUUAGUGGAAAAGCGUUGAUAAAGUCGAGAAAUCUAAAAAGAUUAAGACAAUGGGUAAGUACUUAUAUAUAGUAAGUGAAUUGUAAGUAUAUAGGAACGUAUCACUACCUAUAUAUAUACUGGAAUAGGAGAGUUGUUAUACCAACGAAGCGUUAAGCUUUAAGUGCUUGUAGAUUAGAGUGUAAGAAAAGAACAACUGAGACUCUUUUGAAGAAAUCUUUGAAAAAUUCUAUAUAAUCUAGAAAUAGCUAUCUCGUACAUAUACGAUAUGGGUAAUUUUGUAGAAAAUCUUAUGAAAAAAAAAAAAACUAAAAAACAACUGCAUCUGAAAACAUGCAUUACGUGAAAACAAAUCAAAUAUAAUUUUAAAUGAUUAUGUUAAUAAUAAUAUUAUAUAUAUUUAUAUAUUAGUAUUUUUAGAUUCUAAAUGAAGUGAGGAAGUUUUACAAUGAUGUUUUUUUAGAUUCGGAGCGUAGCGAGGAAUGUUUUUGUUGUACAAUGAUGUUUAUUUUUUGUUUUUAUUUUUUUAUCUAUUAACAACUUUUUUACCAGAAAUCUUGUUCCAAUUUUCAAGUGUAGUAUUUUUUCUGAAAGGUUAUUUUUUCCACGUAGUUUUCAUAAUAAUUAGGAAAAACGGGAAAAUUUACAAAAAUAAUGCUAUUUUUAUAUUCAAUUGUAUUUUUGUUGUAGUUAUUCAGUUAAAAUAUUUGUAGAUAUGUACUUAAAAUUUGGGCAAAAAACUUAUAAUAGUACGUGGUCAAAUUUUAAAAAUAUUUAACUAUUUUUGAGUUAUUUAUUGACAUUUAAAUUUUGCUAUUUUUUCACGUAAUUUUUAUUCGGUAGACAAUGUAAAUGAAAUAUUGUUAGACCAAAUAUAAAUUCUUGACAAUUUAACAGAAGGUUCUACAACGUUUACAAUAUUAUUUUCCUUGCUAUGUUUUAGGUGAACUUAGGCGCCGUAUAAAUUUACUAAAAAAUUACUGUAAAAUUUAAUAAUUCACCCCUCGGUGGUUCUUUUGGUUUCUUUGAAGAUGCUGUCUACUUUUAUGGCUAGACUACCUUCCAAAUUCCAAUAUAUUAUGUUUAACUACUACUUUUAUAUGGAAAUAAAUUUAUAUUUUUACUAUUUUUUGUCCCUUUAAUUCAGAGGAGGGAUUUCGUAAUAUAGUAGGUGCUUAGGUAGGUUAUCUCAUUUUUGAAAUAUUGAAUUUGAAUAUAUAAGUAGUGAACGAUUGCAAUAGUGUAUUGUUUACAAGUUUGGGUACACCAAAAUUAAAAAUUAAAAAAAAAAAUAUAUAUAUUUAUAUUCUAUAUUUAAUAACUAUUCUUUAGUAUUUCUCGGAAUAUUGUGCUAUAAGCAGUUUUUAUGGUAUUCGGACUGAACCCGAUCCGUGGACGUUUGUAUGUUCGAACGUAUUUUCGGGAGUGUUAUACUUUAACAUUCAUGUAUAACAGUUAACUGGGUCAAUAAAAAUAGUAAUAAUAUUAUAAUUUUAAGUUUCAAAUCCGCAGUCCGUGUAUUCGAAUAAUUAACAGCGAUAUGUACCGACAAUACGAUGUGUGCAAACCUUGCGUGUUUACAUUACAGAAUGAGAAACAAAAUAUACCUAUACACAAUACCAUACGUACUUUAAUACUUACCUAUACCUACAUCGUCGUUAUAAUAUUAUUAUAAAGCGCGAGACAACAUAUUUUGUAAAAAUACCAAAAUGCAAUAUUUUACUCUCUUACUUAUACUGCGUGUUUAAAAACUGUUAUUUACAUUUUAUAUAUAGUCACAACUUUUCUCGUCGUUAUUUUUUAUUCGCCCUUAUAUGGAGCUGAAAGCUCUUUUUGUCGUAUUUGCACCCAAAAUUAGAGGCUAUUGUACUGUAUUAUGCCCGUUAUCCUCCCCCCCCCUGGACUACUAUUGGAAACUUUAUUUGGACCAAAUGAGCUGAAACGCGAGAAUAAAAGUUAUUUUAUAGGCGGGUUGAAGUGAUGAAAUUAUUUUGAUUGAGUUUAAAUAUGAAUUUUACCAUAUUGUUGCGAUAUGGUGUUUUUUGGCUUUUUGCACCCCUAUAUACCCCAAAAUAGAAAUCAGAAUUAAGAUAUUUUGCUUAUACAUAGUAUAAGUAUCAAGGAUGUGCCUUUUUUGAGUCUCACAUUUCCAUCUCAACACCCUCUUCAACCGUUUUUGUGUCAACAUUUCAUGUUUUCACAGAAAAUACACAGGGUUUUAAAUACCUUUACAGACUAAAAUGUAAUACAACUCUGACAAUUAUAAGUAUUUUAGAUCAGUUAUGUAAAAAAUAAUGAACUAUUAUAAUAGUGGCUCUUAUUUGAAACUAUGUAUAGGACGGAGCUCGGCUGUUCACCGAAGAUUAUUUUUUUCUUAUACAUGCAUUAAAACAAUAUUAAUCAUUCUUAUCAGAGCAUAUAUAGAUAUAAUGUUAUAAACUUAUAAGUAAUGUGAAGUUUAAGAAUUUAACAUAUAAGUAAUUCCUAAAUUUCACAAAAACAAAAUGCCGAUAUAAAAGUAUAUUAAAUUACUACACUUUUUUAAAUAAUGAAUACAUUAAGUUAAAAGAAAAAAAAAUCACCCUUUGUAUAUACUACUGCGUUAUAUAGAACGGUGAAUAAUUUUGACAUUUUACAAAGAAUUGUAAUCGAUUAUAUAAGUAUUUCAAGCGUGGAAAAAUAUCGAUGAUUAUAUAUGGCUCUAUUUCGGUAGAUUGAAUAUUAUUAACUUUAAGCACGUUUAAAGAAUAUUGUUUACGCAAUAAUUUAACAUUUAUCGUAUUCAAAAAUAAAAAAUACGGAUAUAUUUCGCAGGUUGGGUGCACCACUGUUGUAGGUGAGAAAUUAGGAAGGUAACAUAUAGAGGGAAAUUGAAUAUAUAUCUUUACGCAACGAUUAAUUAUUGCUAUCGAAUAAUGAUUCUGACCGGAGUUUAUUUAUACAUGUUUUAAAAGACGGUAAUAUUUACGAUUUUCAUCAAAAUUCCUUAUUAAAAUUCUUGUAAAAAAAAAAAACCCUACAAACAUUAUUAUAGAUAUAAAAGGCACUUCAUUUCAUAAAAAAAAAAAUUAUAUUUUAAAAAAAUGUACAGACAAUAAAAUAAUAUUAUAGAACGUUAAAUGCGUAUCAAAUAUCAUAAUAUUAUAAUAUACGUGUAUGGUUAGGUAUACCAAAAAUAACGUUUAUGAUUUAUAUUGAAGAAACGAAAACAGCAAAUCCAUCGAAAUAUAAGGCUGCGUAAUUUCAUUCGUUUUCCAUAUGCACAUCAUAUUGUCUUGGUUUAUACAUUAUUAUAAUACGAUGACUUGUGAUGAGGAGCUCGGCGAAGAUUAUUGACAUACUGUAGCUAUUAACUUCACUCCCUCACGCGCGGUUGUUUCGACACCAGUUUUUCUAUUCAAUAUUACACUUACCACCAUCGCAUUGUGGCUUCUCUACUCCCGGAACAAUACAAAACCGACCCGUUAAACCCACAACCCUUUGUACGACUAUAUAUAUAUAUAUAUAUAUAAGUAUACUAUAUACGGUCCUGGCGUUUAGGGGCUUAAAAAGCCUUUCUCAUUUAUCUCGGCGGGUAAUAAUAGUGGAAACUGAUGUUAUGUCGCGCUGCGUGUAUAUAUACGUACAUAAGUCGAGCGCGAUGGUGGGACAGCGGGGUUACCGUGGCAACCAGAUUUUCCACUAAGUAUAUAUAAACGCUAUCCACCAUACUAUACCAUCAUAGACGGUUGUUGUUAUUAUUAUUAUGAUAUUUUAUAUAGGUAUAAUAUUGUAUACUUAUAUUCUCGAUUCGAACACCAGAUAUAAGUAUACGCAAAAAUAUUAAACGUGUUACAAUUUUUUAUAUCCGCUUUAAGCCCGGUCCACGGGAUGACGGUACAGUUCCUAUCGUGAUAGUUAAGUAAACACCAACUAUUACGGUAAUAACCAUCACAGAGACACGAACAUCAUCCAUACGCUAUGAUAUAGUACAGAGCGUACACGCAUACGAUAUAGCACACUAGAGAGUAGAAGACAUGAUAGUAGAGUGAAUUUCGAUUACAGUACUACACACAUAUAUUUAUAUGUACAAUUCAACUAUAGAUUACUUAUCAACGAAGUUUUCAAUUUACCAUUUAGUCCAUGGAACUGGAAGCCCACUCUUUAGAUUCAGAGCGUAGCGAGGGAUCUAUAGGUUUUACUAUGAUAUGUGAUUUCUAUUUCUGUCUGUAAACAGUUAUUGUUUAUUAUUGUAGUAUAUUUUCUGAAAGGAAACUUUGUCUAAUUGAUGCAUUAGAAAGGUCAUUGAUUUACCAAGAGAUUUUCAAAAUAAUUGAGAAAACCCCGAGAACAGUGUAGUAUUUUUUUUUUUAGAUAUAAAAGUUUUAAAACUAAAUUUUGACAAAAAUCGUAAAUAUUGUGGCCUUUUAAAACAUAUAUAACCGAAAUUCGCUAUCGCUAAUUCAGUAUCGUUUUUUUUUUUAUUGAAAUACAAUUUAUCGACGAUUUUAGUGUUUAAUUAUUAUACGAAUAAAAUAAAAUAACCCAUAAAUAACCUAUAAAUAAAAUAACCCAUCUACAACAGUUGCUAUAUUCGACUUUUAUUUAUUUUACAAAGAUGUUUAUUUUUUUUUUACCUGCACAACUUUUCUACCAGAAAACUUGCUCGGAUUUCUACGUGUAGCACCUUUUCUGAAAGAAAUCGGCGUGGAAAGGUAUUUUAAGGAGGUGAAUUUUGAUUUUCUCGGGAGUUUUUUCAUCAAAUUUGAAAAACCGGGAUAAAAUAUGGGAAAACAGGAAAAACGUAGAAAAACUGAAAAGAUCGGUACAACAUGAAACAAAUAUUAUUAUAGAAAAUAUAUAAAGCCUAUUUAAUUAUUCUACUAUACAAUUACUUAUAUAUUGUUGACAAAGUAUCACUAUCAACUGAACUCCGCUCAGAAUCGUUUUUUCAUGCAAUGAUUUAUUGUUGCUUACAGGUAUACAUUAAUUAUCUAUAACAGUGGCUGCACCCGUCCCUAUUAUCCUAGGACGUCUUUUUUUUUACUGUUUAAAUUGCAUGCACGUAUUAUGUAAGAUAUAUACGAAUAAUAUGCCUAUUUUGAAUUUAAUCUAUAAUGAUAUACCUCUAAAAUAAAAUGGAGGUUAUAUUUUUAGCUACAUUGAUUGUAAAUCCUACAUUCUGAACUAAAAUUCUUUGGUGUACAUUUACUUAUUUAAUCCACGAUGAAUGUACAGGCUUGUAAAUUAAACUAUCUAUAUGCGCCUGAAAAUCAAAUUGGCAAUAUAUUAUAUUCUAUUCAAAUGACAAACAUUUAAAAUAUAAUUAGUCUACAUUAAUAUAUAGCUGUCAACAAAAAUAUACAAUAUUACACAACUAUACAAAAAAUUUUAAUAUAUACGCGUCCGCGUGAAAUUCGAUUAAAUUAACACUUGAAAUUAAUGUGAAUUACCAAAAUAUUAUACUUAAAAGAAAUAAAAAAACUCAAACAGUUUUUAGUCCCUGCAUUUUAAUUAAACAUAAUAUUUCGCUUUUUUUUUUUUUUGACUCGCACCCACCUACCUACUGCAGUAAUCUAAGUACCCUUUAGAUUUCGAGUAUAUAGCAGCAUCAAAUAAGACUGUUAUUUUUUCGUAAUAUAUAAUAAUAUAUUGCUGUAAAAUGCAUUAUAAUGAGUUUCUUAAUCCCGGCGAGAGGUUAUAAAACACCAUUGAAUAUUUCCCUUGAUGUAUAUUUUAAAGAGGUGUUUUUUUUUAUAUACCUACUAGAAAAUAUAAUAUCUAAGGUUCCGUCGACAAUAAAAAAUAUAUGACACGAAAUGCGUUUUCCGAUGAAAAAUUGUUACGUUUUUAAGAACGCGCGCGCGAGAGAGGAAAAUAUUCGCCUCGGUUUUGAAUGGUUAAUUUGAGCAAAUGCUUCGGGUUUUCUCGUUAAAAACGAUUUAUAGGGGUGGUUGCGUUUUGUACGUAUAGGGAUAAGUAACGGGAGAUGGCUACACGCACGUAUGAUUUAUCGGCAUUUUGUUUUUCGACAUAAUUGCGUUCUCCCGCAUGUAAAGUAGGUUAUGAUUUUAUAUGUACAUAAUUUUUUAAAUAUUAUUACUGACAUAUUGUACUGCAAUUUUUAUUAUUUUUAGUAUAUUUUAUUAUAAUGGUUUACCGAUAAAAUUAUCGUGUAAAAGCUAUUAAAACCAGAAAUUAUGCAUGUUUACAGCAAUUUAAUUAAAAUCGGUCGUUUAUGGAAAUAGAGUUAUUUUUAAUAAUAAUAUUACAUCAUCUUAUUAAAUAUUUUAAUUUUUAACAACCCCUGCACGUCAUUUAUAGUUUUUAUAUAAAACACUGUUGAUUUUUUUUUUAUCAAACAUGAUUUAUUGAAGUUAAAUUAAAAUGUAUUAUGUAUAGCAGUCACAUAGAAAUGGCCAACUGGCACUAUUGUACUGUCCGAUUUUUUUUAAAUUUUUUGUUUUAAUGUAUGUCGUAUACCAAUCGUUGAAAAAAAUUGUAUACAUUUUGAACGUUCGAAAAUUGGUUUGGUGAAUAUUAUUCAUCAACGAUCGUCAUCUAUCGACUAACUUCGGACAUUCAUGGUGUAAUAACAUUUUAUACGUUAGGUAAGGCUGGUUUAGAUUAGGACUAUUAUGAUAUAUAACAACUAAGUUAAUCCGUUCAAUUCUGAAUUCGCCAUUGUUCUUUAAUCGGCAAUAGGUAUACACAUGAUCAAGGCAAAAAAAAUUGAACAAUUUUCAUGAACCAGUAGAUUUGUUCCACAUAAUUUUUUACUCAAAAUUUGAUAUUAAAAUUCCUUUAUAAAAAAAAAUACUACAUAAAGCUCUAAUUUUUUUUUGACCACAAAGUACGACAUUUAUGGAACUUCCUAUUAAAUUUUCAAGCAUUCCUAUUUAGUCUAACAAUUUUAUCCACAGAGUACUUACCUAAUAAAAAUUGCGUACAAAACUUACAAAAUUAAAAUGUCUAUAAUUAGCUUAAAAAUGGAUCAAAUGUUUUGAAAAUAGUAUCAUGUAUAGAAUAAGCAAAUAUAAGUUUUCUGUCAAAAUGUCUUAUCUUUAUGAAUAUAUUAAACUAAAUUACAUUCAAAAAAUAAAAUUGAAAAAAAAGAAUUAUUUUCGUACAUUUUCCCGUACUUUCUGCAUUUUACUUAGGUUUUUCUAAUUAUUAUUGAAACUAAAGAGAAAAUCAAAAAACGAGUAACUUACUCGCGAAAUAGAUUAAAAAUAAACAAAAAAGGUCUAUUGUUGUUUAUUUAUUGGAGCAAUGGUAGAAAUGGUAGAAAACAUAAGCCAUACAAUUUUAAAAUAAUGAAAUCGUUGUGCCGUUAUUUGGAAAAAAUCGUAAAUUUAGUCUUUUUAGUUUUUCCUAGUUAUUAUGAAAAAUACUUUAUACAUCAAAAAACGACUUUCUUUGUCAGUUUCAAAUCGACCUUUUGUAAUUUUUUGAUUGGAGCAAUAUUUCUGGUGGAAAACAUUAUGUUAACACAAUAAAAACAAUGAAAAUGGUAUGGCCGUGGUGCGCAGUAAAUAGUUGCCGUUACUCAUAAUUUUUUUUUGGUUUUUCCGAAUUAUUUCAUAAAACUCUUGAAAAAUCCAAAAUGAUCUCCCCAAUGCACCAAUAAGAGAAAAUUACUUUUCAGAAAAGGUGCUAUAAUGGAACUUCGGAGUAAGAUUUCUGGUAGAAAUGUUGUUCAUGGGUAGAAAAAAAAACAUAAUAAAACCAAUAGAUCCCUCUCUAAUAAAAUAGUUUAAAAUAUAUUUGUUAUAAUUCAAUCACUGGUUAACAUCCAAAUCAUUCAACGUUGCCAAAAUAUUACCCUUCGGACCAUUUUCACAGCAUACCGAUUCGACAGAAAUGACGUCAUCCAUCGUAAUCUCAACAUACUAUUCAUUCAGGGCGAAAUCAAUAAAUUUGCUAACAAACAUCUGAAUAAACUAGAGUUGCACACCAAUACAGCUGCUAAACAACUGCUUGAUAACUCACAAGACACCAGGCACCUUAAACGCUUGAAGCCCUAUGACUUAGUUUAAGUAAUUUAGGCUAAGGGGCAAUCUCAUUGGAGAAAUAACCUCAAACAUGUUUAGGUAUACACUGUAUAUUGAAUACAUUGCUCCUAUACUAUGUAUAAUUUACUAAUUUAUACUCGCUUCAUUGUAUUUAUAAAGAAAACUUGUCGUUUAAAUAAAGAUGGUGAAUGGCAGUUUCAAAAAAAAAGUCCCUCUUUCUAAGCCACACUAUCAGAGUAUACAAAAUGUUGGUUCAAUAUUAACGAGCCGAGUUGGUCACUACUAUAUAAUAAUAUAGGCUCACCAACUAAGUACCCUUAUACACACGGUAAAGCUAUUUAAAAAAAUACUUUUUAAAAAACAAACGGCUUUUAUAAAAAUAAAUAUAACGGACAUUUAUCGUAGACUGCAUGUGUCCACUGAAUACAUUUACAUAAGUAAUCGCUAUACACUGUACUUACUCUAUAUACCGCUUAAAGAAAACUAAUUUAUUCUAAAUAUUUUCAAUUAUUUUCAUUUUAUAUUCGUAAAAAAAAAAAAAAACUCGAUAGUUUAUUAUAAUAAUGAAAUUGCGUAGGCAGUAAAAUACUAAUAUAUUAUAUAGAUGCAAGAUUUUAACUUUAAAAAAUAUUUUAAUUGAAAAGUUUCUUAUUUUGACAGACUGUAAUAUCGUAUGAUCGUAAUAUUAUAGAACCCUAUAUUAUACCUAAUAUACCUAUAUAAUUUUAUAUAGAAUAAAACAAAGAGCUAUACAAAAAAUGUAUAUACAUAAUAUAUAUUUACGUAACAAUGUCGUCUCGAUCGUUGAAAUGUAUUGUCAUCGCGUUGUUCAUGUAUAUAAUAUUUUUAAGUCUAUAUAGUAUAUACGCGCGCAGCAACAAACAUAAUCAUUGUCUCGUGAACAUGAGAUAAAUAAUAUUAUCGACGAGGUCCCGUGGAACUGAAAUAUUAAACUGGGCAGAAACCGCAUAUAAAAAUGAUGAUUAAAUAAUUUCCAAAAUUCAAUAACUUUAUGUGAAACUUUUUUUUUUCUAUUUAGUAACUUACUGUAAUGUUAUGUCGUCGCUAAUUCUAUAACAGCAUGUAACUUAAAAUUUGUAAAAUAAGAUUAUUAUUACCCAUCGUUAUUGAUAAAACACAUUUUUUAUUAGACUCGUAAUUACAUAAAUUAUAACACUGGUUAUCAAGUAAAAUGUUUAUUUUUAACUAUAAAAUAUUAAUGAACAUCUAUUACUUAUAUACAGCACUCUAACUGAGUUAAUUUUUUUUAAGAGUAACUGUAUGGAAAAAACUUAUAUAUUUUUAAACUUCACUCAAUUACUAAAAUAAAACUGCAUAUUAUAUUAUAUAUUAUUAUAUAUGAUCGAAAUUAUUAUCUGUAAAAUAUAAUAUAUUGAACAUUUCUCGCACUGCAUAAUAACGUAAUAGUACAUAAAUAGGUUUCGAUUGAGACGAUUUUUGACAAUCUUCAAAUUGAUCGUUAAAAUACUGUUAAUUAAAAGACAUAAACCGUAUAUGUCUUUUAUUUGAAUAUACUGAAAUACUUUUAACCACGCGUUAUACGUGGUUUCUCUGACGAGUUAUCGAAAAUCCGAAACGUUUCGGACUGUGUCGUAAAUCGCUCCAAUGACUAUAUACACGCUUAUAUUAUUAUAUAGUGUAAUAAAUGUGUAAUUGUGUUUGCCCAUCGACCGGACGUUUAUUGCACAGCACUUCUGUGCCUAUAGACGUUUGUCGGGCGUAAUAUAAAUCCGUCAAUAGAUGCGAUGCAAGCCGGACAUUACGGGAUAUAUUAUUUAUAGACAUUUAAGACAUUUUGCUCUCAUACCUACACGGGGACGUGGUGCCAAUUAUUUAAAAAUGUCAAUCGAUCGACCUCAGCUACCCUCAGUCCCAUAGUUUCGGCCGUCGUUUCGAUUAAUUGCACACUUCAUAAAACACAUCCGGCGCCUCGUUCCGAAAUAUCGCGAGCAUAAAUUAUUCUAUACGUAUACAUUUUAAUGUAAUAUGUCACUACCACGUCAAACACUAUAAAUACUCGGUAUAUAGGUACUCAACCCACGUAUAAUUAUUAUUAUCAGGAAUAAUACACAAUAACAACGAUAGGGGUUAUGCACGUAUUUAAAUUCUGGCUCGACAAAAUGGGGUGAAAAAUAAUAAUUAAAAUAAUAUAAUCAUUAAUCAUAGGCCAGCAUUAGUGAUUUGUCACACGUAGAUAAGAUAUUUUGUCACUCCUAUAGUAUAAAAACUUAAUGAGCAAAAAAAAUUAUUUUGAGCAUUUGCGCAUUUAAUAAAUUAUUUUAAAAUUUGAAAGUGCAUCUUCGUUCUUAGUCUACAAACCUAUUGGAGGAGGAUUUAUCUGAAAAUGAAUUUUAUACUGAUAUUAGUUCUUAUAAUUCUGUGAAUAUUUAAUUAAUUAUUAUAUGCAAUUUUAUAUAACUGAGUGUUCAAAAUAAAUAGUGAAUACAAAUUUUUAAGAGGCUGGACAUACUCGCAAUUUGCACCAUGGAUAUAGAUUACUGUUAUAAGUGGUAUAUUUGAAAGAUAUUAUACAUAAUGUAAUAUAGUUUAUAUACUAAGAGUGAAAAUAAAAUAUUGUAGAUGAAGUCAGAAAUGAGUUCAGAAAGCCAGUAAGGUUGUUGUUUCCUUGGAGCCAAGGUAAUCCAGAAAUCGGAGUAUCUUUAUUAACCGAAAAUGUUUUUGAGUAAAAAUAUAAUAAUAUAUUUAGGAUAUUAAAUUAAAACCGUGGGUAUUCGAUCAUUGAUGUUCAGGUUGUUGGAAAUUAAAUUUUAAAUUGAUAUAGUGUUUCAACCCUAUCAAACAGUUUUUGUAGAUUUUAUAUCACAUACAACAGUAUUUUAUUAUAUGUCUAUUAUAAUUUUGAAAAGUUGGUUUUCUUUUUUGGUGAAAUUCUCAGCGCUACAUUAUAUUCGGAAAUAAUUAUAUUAUUUGAUUGUUAAUUCUCAUAAUGUUUUUACUUAUAUACAAAAACUGGAUCUCAAGAUUAUUUUAUAUUUUGAUAUUGAAUAAAAAUAUGACACCCUUGGAAAUAAAUAAUAACAAUUCCGCUGUAGGCCUAAGGCUUACACCCAAACCGGCACUGAAUAUAAUAUAUUAAACAAAAAUAUUAUAAUUGGAUGUAGGCAUGGAAAUAAUUACUGCGUUUGAUCAGCGUUUGGAUUUUAGAUUGGUAUGCAAAUUUUAAUCACGAAAUUAUAAAAAAAAACUAUACAUAUAAUUUUAAGCAUAAAAUCCUAUUUUGUAAACUGUAGUAACCAAAUCCUAAAAUAUAAAUGCAUAUAUUAUAAGUCUAAUAUUUUUUGGUACGUCCAAAUUGUAUGCCAAAAAAAAAAAAAAUCCUCGAAUUGCAUAUUAUACUUCAAAAGGGUCUGACCAAAUUGCAUGUAAUUUUAAUAAUAUUUUACUUGGUCUUUCGAAAAUGCUCAUCUAAUCCUAAUUUUUCACCUUUUAGAUUCUUACAUAAUUGUCGCAUAUUUAACUUUUGUUGAUCGUGUUUAUCAGGAUUGUGAUUUAUUUUAUCAAAUAUAAUUUUAUGUUUACUAGAUAUUUAAUUUAAUAUAUGUUUUAGACAACUGUUUUUAGUAUGCCUACCUCUCAACAUUAUUGCACACGUAUUUUUGAAAAUAAUAUUAUAUUUCUAUUUGGUAGUUAACAACUAUACAAUUUUUAUAUUUUUUUACUUUUUUAUAUGCUUAAAAAUGACUUUAUACAUAUCGUAAUUGUAAUUAAAUAACCAGCUAAUUUAUUUUUAUUUUAUCGUGGUCGGUAUAUGGAAUUCGGACAUUUGAAAAAUUCAUUCAAUAUGUAGUAUAGGAUUCGGAAAUUUAAAUGUAUAUCAUUUUUUUUUUUCAAUUAAAUUUAAAAGCAUGUAUAUUUUUAUACCCGAUCCAUGAUAAAAUAGAAUCCCUCUGUAUAGAAUUAUGUGACACGAAUAGGUAUAGCAAUUCAAAUUUCGUUAUUCAUUGCCUUUAUGUAGGUCAAAUUUUGCCAAUGUAAGUGUUAGGUUUUUUUUUCAAAUAGGUUAUUAUAUUAGUGCUUAAUAGUAGUUUAAAUUAGAUAAUUUUUAGUAUUUUUUAUACCUAUAUAUGAAUAUAAUAAGAUAGGAUAGGAUGGUUACCAUUUUAAUCAACCUUAAUUUCAAUUGAAAUAUUUGAAUAGCUAAUACUAAUACCAAUACCUAACCUAGCUAAUAGUAUGUACGGAUGACUCAUACUUCGUUCUAUUAAGUGUAAGAGGUUUAUAAUAAUAUUAAAAAAAUAACCUCAUAAUAGUAAAAAUAAAUUAUGGAUUAAGGAGGUAAAACCAAUUUAUUGAGAGACUGCAUAACGUUAAAACUGACAUAAUAAUAAUAUAAUGACAGAGAGUCGAUGGCUGCAGCAUAGACGGUAGAUAUAGCAGGGGAGUUAGUAUUAGUGUCAGCUUCAUCCUAAAAGUAUAAUUAUUUAUCCAGUAGUACACUUAUACAGAAUUCGUCAAAAUACUAUAGGGGCUAAAAUAUUAAAAUAAUAUGGAAUUUUCGUAUAAUAAUAAUAUAGGAAACAAAAUCAAUAAAAAGCUGUCUACCAAAUGACGACCUCGUUUUUGUAUUGAAUUGUGAUGUAGUCUACUAUAAUAAUAAUAUAUAAUAUAUAUAUAUACUGAAAUAUAUUCAGAAUACGAUUUUUCAAAUAUUUUCAACUAUUAUUUAUGUAAAAUAUGAUUCGACAUAAUAUUGCAAUAUAAUGAAAUAUGAUAAUAUAGUAAUUCAAUUUAUACAUUAAAUUAUUAUUAUUUGCAAUCUCCAAAUUUAAUAUUAUGAUCUGUCUUUGAAAAUACAUAAUUCUGUAAAAAUAAUUUAAUAUUAAAACCAAUUGUACUGAAUACUACAACAUAGAUAAUAUACUUAAUAACAUUUUCAUUGUAACAAUUAAUAACUGAAUGAGAUAUAAACGACGUGAACUAUUUCCACUAAAAUUAUCGUUUCUUUUUUUUACAAACCGUGUUCCUUGAUAUUUUCACAUUUUACAUUCACAUUACUUAAUGCAUUGUCAGAUACGGACAAAUAAAUAAGUAUAAGUUUAGUUUUGUCAUUUUUAUUCCGUUUUAUUUAAACCCGUGAUGUCUUUUAGGUUAACACUUAAGAUUUUAAAUAACUUUUAGAAAGAAGUAUCAGGUUUGGAUCAAUAAUGUUUUUCAUCGAUUUCAUCUUAAUAGUAACCGUUUUAAUUGUCAAACAAAAUAAAUAAUAAUUUGUAAUUCUUAGGUAAAUGGUUUGCUUGUGGUGUCUCCAAAGAAUAAAUAAAACCCACUUGUAGUAAAAAUAGUUAUCAUUUGACAGUUUUAUCACUUGUAUUACGAUUGCAAUUGCCUAUGGUAGUUUACUGAAUGUAAAUUUUAAAACCCCUUAUCUAAAAAUUAAAAUUGCUAUUACUACGAAACUAUUCAUCGGCAAUGUAUUCAAUAUUCAUGUUAAAUUUAAAUGUUUAGAUUGUUUAAAAUAAUAUCUAACACAAAUCAGAUAUUUUAAAAAUUUAAAAAUGUGAACAGAAAAAGUUAUUUUUUUCUGUUGAUUAAGGGGUGAAUAUUUAAUUUUCUCUAAACAUGUCUUUCAAAAGAAAAUCUGAUUGAAAAAAAAAAUUUAAUUAUUAACAGAAUUAUUAAUACUCGGAAAACAUCAUAGGACACACCUUACAUAAAAAAUUUAAUUAAGCUACUAACAGGUUCAGUGGAAAACGGUAAUGAGUAUAGUUAAUGAAAAAGGGAAAGGUGCAAAGGUGUUUACUACUUAGAUAUUGGGUAUUUUUUAUUUUUUUUUUUGCUAAGAGCCUCAAAAAAAUAUUUGCCGAUUGAUUUGUCCGAAGAUUGGCAUCCGAAAGUCUAAAUUCGGCACUGUAUCCAGUUACACUCAUAAACUGGCACGAUUGGUGUUCGAAAUGUAGAUAUCUAUCUUUUAAAGCAAACGAAAUAUCGCCAAUAUCAAUUUUAAAAAACCAUUAUACCUAUCUAAAAUAUACCAUUUUCAUAAUAAUUUACAAACACAAAACGUGCGAUGGUAUUCAUUAUUGCAUUAGAUGCGUUUUGUGUAAACAAAAAUUUUAGAUAUAUAAGUAACUGAUAAAAUUAUGUUACUAUACACAAAUCUCCGCUAAGAAUUUUUUUUUUUUUACACCCACUCCCUAGGUAUAAAAAAAGUAUUAUAUAAACUGAAAAUAAUGAAAUGCGCAUAAGACUAAUACUAAUAUUUUUGAUUUCUGAAUCUAUAUGUAUAAAUCUUUAUUAUAUACGAUAAUACGCAAUAUGGUAACGAGUCUAAAGUACAAAAUAUCACCGAUAAUAUCGAUAUAAUGGUGAAUUUCCUGUUCCAAUUUGUAAUAAUAUAUUAAAAUAUUUCAAAUCGAUGUUGUCUUUCCCUACUUAAAUUGUAAAUGUAUAUAAACCGCAUGCGGCCAAAACAUAGCUGUUUUACGAACCAUAAUAAUGUAGUGAAUGCAUUCACUUAUAUGUAACGUAUAGAAUAGUUUAUAUACCCAACGACAAUAACUAUUGGAUUUUAUAUUUUACAUUUUAGGCCCAAAAAUCAAAUAAUAUAAUUAGAGCGGUACAUUAUCAAUAAUAACUAGAUUGGUCAUAAUUAUAUAGAGAGUUCAUUAAUAUUAUUAGUUUGUAUAAAUUAAAGGUAAACGGUCGUACAAAAACACAACCGAAUUAUACCAAUGAAAUUGUUCACUCGCCGGAUUGAUCGAUGUAAUUUUCUUUUAGACAACAAAUUCUGUUAAUGAGCGUAAAAAACUGAUAUCAAUAAUACCACAUCCGAAAGCGAGAGAAAUAAAUUCAAAUAGCAGUGAAACAAUAUUCCACAAAUUUAAACAUUUCAGUUUGAUCAAAUAUUACUCGAGGAUAUUAUAGAUUUUCAACAUUCAUAAUGUUUUAUUUUUCGUAUUAUAUUGUAUAUAACGUCACCUACAUGUAUAAAAUGUAAAAUAUUUAAUAAGUUAAUGUAUUAAAAUAUUCUGUUUCCAUAAUAUUUAAUUCGAAAAUACUUGAUAAUCAAAUAAAAAUUAUAUUUAAUAAACUAUUUAAAAAGGUUUUUAGUACAAAAUGUUAAGUUUGAAUGUAGAUACUAUAUUUUUUGUUUAAAUUAGUAUAUAUGUAACACGCUAUUUUUUGUGAAAUUUGCCUACUCAUGAAAUGAUUAGUUUUUUACCCACUUCAUAAAAUGGCCAAGUUAGUUGCUUAAUUCAUAAAAGUGCAAAAAAUUGUUCAUUUCAUGAAUUAGACUUUGAAAAUUUUUCCAUUUCAUUAACUGGCCACUGGUAGUGUUAAAGAAAACGUUUAAAAAAGAUUAUAUAUAAGCAGCCUGUGAAAAUUUCAAGUCCCUACGAUUACUUUUAACCGAAUUACAAAACAAAAUCGAAAAUAAUGAAAUCGAGAAUAAAGUUAACUGUUUUUCUAGGUUUUUCUCGGUUCUUCCCAAUAAUAAAAAUAAAACUAAAAGUAAAAUCUAAAAAAAUAACCCUUUUUAACACCGACUAGAGAAAUCUUUCUUUCAGAAAAAAUUAUUACUCCUAAAAUUUUGGAGCAAGAUUUUUUAUUAUAAAAAUUAAUUGGAAAAUCAAACAGUUACCUCAAUAAUGCACCAACUAUAGUUUCACAGUACAAAAUAAAAAAGGUCUCUUGAUAAAGGUCUAAUGAAUAUAUGUUUACAGUUAAAAAAAAACACACAUAAUAAAAGCAAAAACAAUUUUUCCAGUAGGUUCAAGUAUAUAUACAAUAUUAAAUAUCUUCGGUUUUUUAUUAUUUUUUCAAUUACAAACAGUGCUUAUCUACUAAAAACAAAACUAGGCAUUUUUUCUUUCGGUGAUAAAAAAUACUAUACAUCUUAUAAGAUGCUCCUCGCCCCUUUCUGGUCUUAGUUCAAAUGUAAAACGAGUAUCGACUCAUUUCACAUUUUGUCAUUAUGUUAAUAAUGUAUUACAAUAUUUACUCACCUAUUUACUAUUACUACUAUUUUUCUUUUAGUUCUUUAAUAAUAUACUGACAAAUUAAAUUAAAGAAACAUCAGUUCUAUCAGUAUAUUAAAUAAAUAAAAAUACGCGAAAACGCAUCUGUACAUUUUACGCCGGAGAUAAACACUGCUUCCUCUCUUGUUACAUUCUAGCAUCUAACAGUAGAAAAAUUAUAUUUUAAAUUCUCAAAUCGUAGCAACUCUUCUGGCCAUACUUAUUAUUAGAAAGUGCUAUUUCAGAUUACUAUUCAAAAUGUAUUUUACACUUGGAUAAACUUGGAGUUUUUAUGUAUAGAGGACUUCACUCUCUCUAUUAAGGAGCGUAGUAAUUUCAAGUUUUGAUGUGUAUACAGAAUUGUUCGAUAAGAUAAAUAAUUUACUGAUUUAUGUCCAACAAGACUUCCCUAUAAUUUAUUUGAUAUAUUUCUUUGAAAAAAAAAGAAUUGUACAUUCAUUAAAACAUAGAUAUACAAAAAAACUAGUGGGUAUCUCUAUAUGUAGUACCGUAACUACCCUCAGUGACGCCCUUGACAAAUUUUAUAUACUGCAGCUCGUUAGCGCAAAAAGGGAGAGAGUAUUACUUCCAAAACACAGCUACCCCCAAAUCAAGUCCUUAUCAAUUAAUACUUAAUAUAUAUAAUCAAUAUUAUGAAGGCUUAACCCCUUAAAAGUUGCUGGACUCUUGGACCUUUAGUGUCUAAAAAGUGUUUAAAAUAGCAUGUAUUAUAUAAUUAUCAAUUUUAAUACUACUUAUUAAUAUUGAUUUUUUUUUUUAAUACUCCAUUAUUAACUCAAUAUUUUUACAAAAUGCAAUUUAAUUACAAUCGCCACCGAAUUUUACAUUAAAAAUAUUACCACCGUAUGGAGUACGUUCCAAAAAGUAUUUGAUACAUUUUAUUUUUUUGGAAAUACUUGAAAAGUAUAAGUCUAGUCAGAUUACGCUAUUUUGUAUCUUUUAUUAUGAGAUUGUGGUAAGUUUAACUUAAAAUAAAAUAAAAUUGUUUUAAUUUUAGCCAAAAUUCCUUGUCAAACUCAAAAAUGACUUAUUAUAAAAAUUGUACAAAUAAUAAAUACUAAUCAAUAAGCAUCAUCAAGUCCCUAUGCAGUGUGUCCUUCCAUGUUCGACGGAUUUUUCUUGAGCUGUUAAUAUUACAUUUUUUUCAAUCGGUUUUUCUUCGAGGGGGACAUCGAUUUGGAAAAAAUUACAUUUAUAUUUUCAUUCCCUAAACAUCAAAAAAAAAAAAAACAUUUUAUUUAUUCACUUUAGAAAAUUUUCAAAAUAACCAUUCUGUAAAAAAUAUUAUCCUACAAAUUUUAACGUAUCAUGCGUUUACAUAUUCGAUUAAUAGUUUCUUAUAAAAAGCCGUUUUAAUUUCUAAAAAAUAGGUGUGGAAAUAAUUAGAUAGAAAACAAUAGAAGGUAAAGAAUUACCAUGGUGAUUGUAAUCGCAUAACGUGUUAUUUUAUUGAAAAUUAAUUGUUUUAAGAUAUUAUUCAUUGGAUAUGAAUGUGUGAUACAUUAAAAUGUUUAGAAUAAUAUUUUUUAUAAAUUAGCUAUUUUGAAAAUUGUCUAAAAUUAAUAAAAUUAAGGUAUUUUUUAUUUUUUUUUUUUUGUCAUCGUGAGAUGAAAAUAAAAAUUUAAUUUUUCUCUAAAUUGACUAUCAAAUACAAACCCUUCAAAGACAAACCGAUUGAAAAAAAAAAAUCGAAAAAAAAGUAAUAUUAACAGCACUAGAAUAAUCCGUUGAACACAAUGGGAUACACUAUACAUUAAAUAAUUUUAGGAUUCCGAUGCUUAGUAGAAAGUUCAAUUACCUACUAAAAAUUCAUCCAAUCAUAAUUUAUACCUACUAUAAUUUAACCAAAUUUUUUGACCAAUUUGCUGCGUCUUAGCAACUGCCUAUUUCGCCAAUCAUUAAUUUUACGGCACUGCCAGUACGCAGUGUAUUUUCCGAUCACGAACAAAUAUUUUUCGAGAUUAAAAUCGAUUCGAUUAUACGAACCGUUCAGUCAGAGAGUCCAUAAAACUUCUGUUAAGGUUGAAGUUGUAUUUUUUUUAAUUUUUUUUUUUUUUUGAUAAUAUUGUUGCGUUUUGGGACUUGACCCGAACGACGCUCAACGCCCUCGACGAAAUGUUAUACAUUUUAUUACAUUCUAUUUGCAGUAGCGACUGCGUUUCGCGUUUCUCGCCAAAGUUUUGGAGAAAAAUAACGAAAAAUAUUCGAUUUUUUCUUCGUAUCAAUGCUCUCUCUACAAUAACCGAGUAGUUACUAUACUCACUUACCCUUUAAUUGCGGACAUCGUGUAUUGUUAUAUUUAUAUAGAUACUUCUCCAAAAUAUUCUUGCUCAUAUUGUUUUGUCCUUUUUACUAUAUUAUCUACUUUAUAGUUUGUUAUUACUUUAAAAUAUAGUUCUAUAUACAUAUAUAUUAUAAUCAUUAGUACACGUAUCGUAUUAACGGAAUUAAUUUAAUAUUUGUUUACUUUUCCGGAUUAUUAAUAAGAGCGUAGAACUAUGCGUGCUAUGACAGCCAUGUAGUGCAGGGUUCUCGAGCCCACGAAGAGGGUAAAAUAAUAGACAACACUCGUUAAAAGUUAUCAAUAUCACAGCUACAUUUCAAAAAACAAAAAAUUAAAAAAUACAUAACUAUAAUCAAGUAGGUAAACAUUAUGUGUGCGUAUUUUUUUAGCGUAUUUAACGCCGAUAUUUAAACAAUUUUUUCUUGACUGUAAAACUCGAGCUCACAUAUUGCAUACUUAAGGAAUAUUUAAUUUCGACUUGCAUAUAAUUUAUACAGAUAUACGAUUAUUUUGAAAUCACUAAUGUAUUAUCAAUUAAAAUAAAACUGAUUAGUUCUUAUUGAGUAGGUAUAUACCUACAUAAAUAUUUAAAAAGGUCUUAAGCUUGAAAUAACUAAAAAAAAAAGAUCCAGACAAAUAUACAUUUUUUAUUAAACGUUAAAUUUAUCUAUCUCUAAAAAGUAAAUAUGCAUUUACCUUUAUGGACCAAACAUUUUUCUAUUACAUUAUGCAAUACAUUAUCUAAAUGACCGUGAUUAAAGCCAAAAGUAACGCAAUUCUCAUAAAAAAAACUGUGCGGGUACCUGGUACACAUAAUAUUUAUAUAUAUAUUUAUUAUAAAUACGUACAUAUUAAUUGGUUAAUGGCAUUUUUCAAAAGAUUUUUCUUGUAGAUAUGAAUAAUCGUGUGUGUGUCUGUAUAUGUGUAUGCACGUGCAUGUUAAAGUUUUUUUUUUAUAUGUAGGUACCUACCUAUUGAAAUAUUGCAGUUAUAUACAACCGACGGUUAAUUAUAAUCAAAACAAAUCGAUGGAACGCAGAUAUCUGGGUUAUAUUGAUUUUUCAGAGUUCUAUCAUAUAUUUAUACAAGUUGUCUGGUCGUGGUUGUCGCCGUCAAUAAUGAUUAUUUGUAAUUACUGUUAAUUUUUAACAUACUGAUUUUUUCAAACUACCACUACUAUAAUAUUGUCACGAAUCGUGAUAUUAUUAUAUCAUUAACACCGACACCAUGCUUAUUUUGAAAUGGCUACCGUCAAUAAUAUUAUAAUUUUAUACAGAUAUACAAUUUUUAAAUGAGCUAAUAAAACUCUAAAGAAUAAUCAAAAUAAAAAAUGUAAAAUGUAUUAUAAAUAAAACAUAGUUAUAAUAAUGCGCGUUUAAAGUUUAAACUUUUGGAGACAGUAGCGAAACGAUCCGAAAAUAAUCCAAAAGCAACCAAUAAUCUAUAUUGUACUCAACCACCAAUAUUCUCCAAUAUUUUUACUGAAUUAAUAAUAAACGAGUACCUAUUAAUAUUUAGUUAUUUUUAAAUUGAGAACCCACCAACUCCUAAAUCUAAAAAAAAAGUAGAGAAAUACAUAUGGAACCAUCUCCAUGCGUUUUAUUAAGAUAUUUUUAUUUUUAUGUAAUACUAUGUAAUACUUUUAUCCUCGGAAAUACGACCGUUUUGAGUGGGUCACAAGGGGCUUAAUUUCACAGUUUUCUGUUAUUAUUUUCAAAUACAAGACAACACAAUAAAUCAUAUUGAAUUCUAGAAACGUGGGACUAAAUUCACGUCAUUAUUGUGGAGCUAUAUAUUUAGCUGAAUUUAGAAUACGCCAUAUAAAUAAGUUACUACAUGAAAAUAUACUACCCGUUAGUACAUAUAAUUCAUAUGAAAUUAACAAUUUAAUAUACAUUUUUGUAAAACGUAAAUAUGCAAAAAUGAUGUUUAAAAUGAAAAUUUGAAUCCAUCAUUGGACUCGCUCACAACAAACCUACCAAAAGUAGCUCUAAAGUUCUAUCGGCAAAAACUCCUAAAAAAGUGAUCGAAUUAUAGAAAAAAAGCUUACAAAACCAAAAAAAAAAUAAUAAGUUUCAGUUUCAAGGUGUUUGCAGUUAAAAUUACACGAAUCGUAUUACGUAGCUUCUAUUAGAAUGAAUUUUCCUAGAGCUCUCUCCAAAACAAUGAACCAGGGAUUGAAAUUCGUUAUUAAACUUUGUAUACCGAAUCAAGAGAGAAAUCCGAUAUCAUCGUCGAAUUCAUAUUAUCUAUAAUGAAAUUUUUCUUGGUUUCAAUAAUAUUAUCGUUCUUAAACAUUCGUCAUCAUUCUCGAUUCUGGGCGUGUGCUAACGUUCUCUAAACUUGAAACGAGCCAUAGACGCUAACGAAAUCUUCUUUGAUUGCUUAUCACAAAUGUGUAUUAAUAACAUGAUCUCAAUGAUAAUAAUAAUAAAAUGUUAGUUUCCCUAUUGAGUGUUUUUCAUUGUUGGUUCAAAUCUGAUAACACUCGAGGAAGCUAUAAAAGUAUCUUAAGUGAAAACUUAAAACCUACUACCUACCUAGUCGAUGAAAAACCACUACGAGUUUAGACAACGCAAAGGAGAAAUAGAAAAACUUGAUCUAAGAAUACCUGUUACUUGUUUGUCUAAACCUGAAUGAUCUACGGAAUUUAAUGUCCCAUAGGUGUAAACCUAAAACCUAGUUGAUAAGAACCACGGAAGGUUUAGAUAAAAUGGGAGGAAAAACCGCAACGAAUUUAAUCUGUGACAGGUUGAAUCGAACCUGACAACAUAUUAAUCAUACCUAAUAUUCAGGACGCCGCGUUUUCAGAUGUCAUAUUAAUAAAUGGAUUGCGCUGAAGGAAGGAGAAAACAGGGAACCGAUAUUGAGUGAGAGGGAUAGUGCAGCUAGUACUGCGAGUUAAGAACAAGUCAUAGAACAAAAUGACAAAUGAUUCAAUAUGUUUAUUUACAUUAUGGAAUCGUCAUUAUACGUAUUUAUCAACUCGAUCUACAAUCGUGUUAUGAAUAGGGUAGGGACAGUAGUUUGAACACGAUAAGGAUAAAGGAUAGGUUCGGUCGGAUAUUUCUAUACCUAUAUUAAAAUUUGUAAUAUUUGAAUACUAACUACUACAGCAGUGCCUAAGAGGGUGCGAGACAGAUAUCAGAGUGGCGCCAAUGAAAAUGCUUAAAGUUCUGAAAUUUAAUAUUUUCACAAUAAACGUAUGAGUGAAUGCUGACGGAUGCUCUAGUUACGAUGACAUUUUUUUCUUUUUCUUUUGCUUAUCGGUACAUUUUUCUGGCACCGGGCAUUGAUUUUGUUAGGCACGACAAUGUAGAUAACGGCACGAAAACAGUUCUUAUCAUUUUCGGACAAUUGCUCGUCGCUACUAUGGAUAUUCACAACCAGUUCCACGGCGGCGUAAUCAAAAUAUAGAAGUAUUUCAACCGUGAUCGUCUCCCCGACUAUAUCGCUGUCUUCUUCUCGUUCGGUGUCGUUCACGGACAUCGGAGUCGGGAGUAGGGGGAAGCGCAGUCUAUUAAAUAAUAUUAUUACGUUAUCAAUACGGUUUUAAGGCCGAUGGGUCCGGAGAUGCGCCUGACAUAUGUUUAAAAAGACUUAACCGGCUGAUUAUGACCGGGAGAUUUCGGCGUCCCCGAGUCCGCGGCUCGUUUCGAAUGCAGGGAACGUUAAUUCGCGGCCGGGGCGCCGCCGCCGGGUCAAUACAGCUACGCGCUCUGUAGUGCGUAUACAUCGUACACCCGCGCAAUCGGCGUGUAUAUAUAUAUAUAUAAAUAAUAUGAUAUCGAAAUAAAAUAAUAUACGGGCCCGAAAUACGGGAAUAUAACGAUGACGUAUACACGUAUAUGGCGAUGACGAUGGCGAUGAUGAUUGUUAUUAUUACUGUACACCGGUGUUGUACACUGUGCAUAACAUACGCUUUAUGUUAUAAAAUAUACGGUUAAAUUAUCAUUUCGGACGGCAGCCGCCGAUCGUCGGAUUACAUCGAAUGAUUCGGAUGUAUCCAGACGGAUUACGCGGCUCGCGCGGAAAUAUUACAGCGAAAUACUAAAUACGCUCUGCGGCACGCGUACUGUAUUACAUAAUUUACAAUAUGAUACGCCGGCGUUUAUCCCGUAAUCCCCCGUGGCUUUAUGUUAUUAUCAGCGACGGGGCAGUUGCAUAAUAAUAAUAAUAAUAAUAAUAAUAAUAAUAUACAAAUAACGACGACACAAUAUUUUAUAAUAUCACAUCGCCGUCGCCGUCGUACUUGUUGUUAUAAGCUCUUCUCGACGGCCGCCGGGACGGAGGGCGAGACCGUCUCUACACAGACGGUUUCGGCCUCCCCGCCGCCGAAACAAUAAAGCGAAUCCUCGCGUUCGCCGACGGCGCGGCGGCGACGGCGCUAAUUACCGAGCAUUAUUGUUGCAGCCCGUCAUCGCAGCCUCCGAUGAUUACAAGUUAUAUCGUAGGUACGAUUAAUAAUUAUAAUAAUGAUACGGUACACACUCCGGUGGGUACACUCUGCGCAGUGCUGUAACAACAUUCUGUAGGUAUAUUAUGGUAAGUCGGCAUUAUUUACCGUUGUCGCUAUCGCCGCCGCCGAAUGCCGGAAGGACGUGGCGGCGACGGGGGAUUAGUGAAUAUCGGAAUCGAACGGUUUCGCGUACAACCGUUCCGCGCGGUAAACAAACGUCCGGGCGAUUCGUAUACCUACAUAGUGUCCUCUCCUUAUGAUAAUAAUAUCGUAUAAAUUCGAAAAUCAUUAUCGUCAUAGGUGUCGGCGAACUACGCACGCGUGUAGACCAGUGUACAUCACGUCGAUUGGGUAUUUUAGAUUCUGAGCGGAGCGAUAGAAAUGCAUCUAUUGGUUUUACAAUAAUGGCUUUUUUUUUUUUUUUUUUCCGUGGACAACUUCUCUACCAGCGUUUUCACUCCGAUUUAUAAUAUUUACAAUUAAAGUACUUUUUCCGAAAGGAAAUCUGACUGAGGUGGUCCUUUAAGUAGAUUGUUUUUUGAUAUUCCCGGGAGUUUUCAUAUUAAAUGGGAAAAACCGGGGGAAAAACGGGAAAACGUACGAAAUGUACGAUAUUCAAAUCGUAAAGGUUAGGUUAGCGCAGCAUUCACUACCAAAAGCUGGCCAGUCCCUGUAUACGUAUUGUUUAAUCAUGAGAUUUUGCCUCUGGCGAUUUUUUUUCCACGAAGUUUGUUAAGUAAUAUUAUGUUUUAUUAAUUUUAUUUUAAGAUUCUUAGUGUGGAGCGAGAAAGUUACAACUUUUUAAUCCUAAAGUUUCGUUAGAGUAUACCUUAUUAUAAUAUUUUGUUGACCGAUCUUAUUUUUAGAUUUUGAGAGUAGCGUAGUGUAUUAGAUUUACUAUGUUGCUUUUAUUUAUUUUUUUUUAAAUUUCUGUCUGUAAAUAAAUUUCCACCAAAAAUCUUGCACCAAUCAAAAUAUGACAAGAGACCUUUUAUUGCACUUUUGGACCUGUAGGUGUACUGAGGAGGUAAUUUAUUGAUUCUUUUAUAUGGUCUUCAUAAUAAUUGGGCAAAAUCGGAAAAAUGUUUUCCGUUGUUUAAUCGGUUAAAAAUAUUUGUAGAAAACUAAAAUUUUCUGAAACUACAUUAGUUAGCCUUUUCUGGGCGUGGUAUAGUUUUAAAAAUUUUCUAGACAUUUUUUAAACUAAGCAUUUGACAUUAUCUAUAUAUUUUUAUUUUUAUUUGGUUUACUGUGGAUAAAAUGAUGUGACCAAACAGAAAUUCUUGGAAAUUAAAUACAAGGUUCGUUAUAAAUUUAACUAGGUAAGUGAUAAAAAAAAAGUAAAACUUAAUGUUGUAAUUUUUUUUAUAAGCGUUUUAAGAUAAAAUAUUUACGAAAAUCAUAAAAAUUACGAUAUAUAAUCGAACUUUUCUUAAAAUCUUCCUUAGUUAACAAUAAUAGUUAUAGCAACAAUUACAAAUAAAAUUACUCUAUUUACCUUCUCAACUUUCCACCUAUAACAGUGGUAUAUGCAUCAGCUCUUUUUAUUACAUUAUUAGGUAUGUUUGAAACUCGAUAGAAGCUAAUUUAUUAUUAUUGUGCAUAUAGGUAUCUAAAAUAUACGCUAUAAACUCAAAACUAUAUUGCGCUUUUUUUUUUUUUAAAAAUCAUUAUUUGACUGUUGAUGUAACAAAAAAACAAAUUUUUAAAAUAAGAAAUCAGAAUUAUUAAAUUCGUAAUUGUGGAUGGCUGAAUUUUAAUUUUUUUUAGCAUCCGAGAGAUUUUGUUAAAUCCUACGAUAUAUUUACCUAACUAUUUUAAAUACGUACAUAUAUAUAUAUAGGUACCUAGAAAGUAAAAUUAUUAUGUAUUUCACGUUUUUCUUAUGCAAACGACUUUCAUUUAAACGUGAAUAAAAUAUAAUGUUGAUACCUAAACACUUUAUAUAUAAAUGUAACAUGUAAUGAAACAACAGUAUAAAUACUAAAAAUAUAAUGAAAUAAUUUAAAUAAUUGUCUUGGUAGUUGGUGGUUGAUUUAAACACUUGAAUAUAGCGCUUAUUACAUUAUUACGGCAUACGAUUAGGUUAGGCCAGGUAACACAAAUAAUAAUUAAAAUAUAAUGAAAUAAUGAAAAAUCAAUUUAAAGAGAAUAACGAUAUCAUAAUAUUAUAUACGAGCACAGUGAAAUUUAUUUGUAUUUAAAACAAUUAAAUAACAAACGGUCAUUUUUGUUUUUAGAAACCAAAAUGAAAUGAAAAUACAAUAUUUCCAGAUAUAUUUGGAAAAGAAAUACUUAUUGAUAACUAUUAUAAGAUCCGUUUUAAAAAAUAUUAUAAACUGAAUAAUUUUAUACUUGUCACAACAAAUACAAUAGAAGUACUAUACCUUUAUCACCUUAAUGGCAAUAUACCUAUAUCUACACGUCACGGCGUGUCAGCCAAUUCAUAUUUUAUCAGCACUAAUGGAUAAAAAAUAAUAAAUUAAUCCAGUACAAAAGAUUGAUUGGAGUAUAAUAUUAUGUACAACAAAAUUAAACUCUAUAAUUUAAAAAGUAAUUAAAAUAGUUAUUUCGCAUGAAACAUUUUUUUUAACCGUCUAUGUAUACAAAUAUUUAAUGUCUAUGGUGCAUUCAUAACUUUUGUAUAAGGAUGAUUAUCAGUGGCAAAUAAUUUCCUUUUGAGAAAAUUGUUUUAAACGUAUACACCAAAUUGCAUAGGUACCUAUAUUAUGAAAAAAUAAAAAAAAAGACAAUAGUAUCGGACUCCAAAAUCCCCCCUACCCCUGUAAUAUAUGUGCCCUGAUACAAUUAAGUAUAUACCUAAACUGAAAUAAGUCGUUAAAAAUGAAUCAAACAUUUUAAGAAUUUGAAUAUUUAUAAAUAUUUAUAUAAAAAAAUAAAUAAGGAUUAAGGCGACAGUUUCCGCGUCAAAGAGAACAAACUAGUCACUAUUUAUCUUUGCUAUAUAGUGUUGUUUUUUUAUCUAGAUAUAGAUACAUAUUUAUUUUUAUAUUAUCUAAAUUAAUGAAAAAAAAAAUGAAUCAUCUAUAGGUAAUAAUGAAUAUAGAUACAAUUUUUUAAACCAUUAAUUGAAGGGCUUGGUGCAAUAACCCGAUUUUAAUGAUACGUUUAUAAGAAAUAAUAGAUAAUAUAUUUAAUUUAUACGACACGACCUUUUUGAAAUCUAGAUCAUUGAUGUGUACCACAUCUAGUACACAUUCACAAAUUUGAGUAUUUCAUUGUAUCAUUUAUGAUAGAUAUUAAAUAAAAUCAUAUCAUCAAAUCAAAAACAUAUCACUAUGUUAUUAUUAUUAUUGGUUGAAUUUUGGUAAUCGUGACGCGUAAAUCUGAAUAUUUUAAACCAUUGUAUACACCUACGCGUUUAUCAACAUUACCAAUGGUGCGUUGGCGUAGUGUGAUUAAAAGUUUCCUGAAUACAUUUGUUUAGUUCUAGAAAUAAGCGAAUAGUAAGGAAGAAAAUCAAGGCGACUGUUUUGGGUGAUUUUUAUAUUCUGUGCUAAGUGAUAAAUGUAUUAGUUUUACUAUGAUCUGUUAUUUUGUUUCAUGUAAAUUAACUACAUUUCUCCUAGAAAACUUGUUCCAAUUAAACUAUUUAUAGGAACUUUCAUUUAAUAUUAUUAAUCUAGUUUGUCCAUUGUACAAGGUUGUUUUUUGAUUUCUUUUCUAGAUUUCUUUUUGGGUUAUCUUAACAGCAAGGGAAAAAGUACGAAAAAUACUCUGCUCAAAAUAACUGACGUUAGCAAUGUUUUAUUGUGGCAUACAGAUAUAAAUUAAAUCACUCUAUUCUUUCUUCCAACUUUCCUCCUCAAACAGUGGUACACGCAUCAGUAGUAUCAGCUAUCAGCUGUUGCUACUAAUAUAUCACAAAAUUACACAUUAUUCUUAUAUUGAUACAAAGUUCAUUGGAUUAAGUUUUAUUCUUAAAUAGUUUCAAAUCGAGUGAAAUACUCGAAACGAUGAAUGUUACAUUUAAAUUGUCUGCUUCCUAUGAAUUAUUUCACAUUUUAACAGCGUCAUAAUAUAUCUCGUAUACAUGAUAUUGUUAUUAGUCUUUGUGUCAAGAAACACUAUCUACAAUAUAUUAGAAUAAUGUUUUUGCCAACCCGUUUAAUGCAAUUAAUGCAAUUUAGUACGGUAGUAAAAAUGACAAUAAAGGUUUACGUAUUAUGACUGGAAAUAUAUUUAUGUUCAUUCAUUUUUAAGUUAAUUUCUUUUUAAUUAAAAAUUUUAAUUAUAAAUCUCUGAGGAAAAAGCCAAUAUUUAUACCUUCAUAAAAAAAACGUUCACAAUUUUAAUUUCUAAUUUUUCCCCUUGAGGAUAUAAUUUUAUCAUAUAAUUUAUACAAAAAUAAAAUUCUCAUGUAGGCACUUAUUUCAUCGGUAUAGGUGGGUAGGUAACAUACGAUAAAAACGAAAUGUUAUAGAUUUAAUAUAACAAUUCUAAGAAUGCUUGAUAAAUAAAAAAAUAUUAUAAUACGGUCUUGUGAUUUUGUGCAGUAGAAAAUAAUUUUAUAGUUAAACUUGUUUUACUUUUGAACUAUAUUAUUGUAUCAGACCAGUUUAUAUUAAUUUUAUUUUAUUUUUUUUGCAUUUACGACAAAACGAAAAGGUUUAUGACCGAACUUAUAUUACAAAACAUGAAUAAAUUCAAAACUAAGGUUUCUUUUUUUUUUUUUUUUUAAUGCAAAAUAAAAUUGGAUAUACGUUUGGCAGGUACCUAUGUAUAAAACAUAUACAAUUUUAGAUUUAAUUUAAAUGCCCUAAAUAUUUUAGUUUGAAUUUAAAUUAAAUAUAAAGUAAAACUGUAUCGGCUUUCAUAUAUAAUUUAGAUUUAAUAAUAUAAUACCUAUAUUCAAUUUCGGAAUUGUAGUUUUACUAAACACUUGUUUUAUAAUUAAAACAAAACAUUAGAUUGGUCGAAUUUUAUUCAUACAAAUUAUAUUUAUAUUACCUAUACAUAUACUUUUUUAUUAUUUCAAUAAUAUAAUAAAAACAUUUGUUUUCAUUCGUUCCGAUACUCGACGAUUAUAUGAAUUGCAAAUUUUAAAUAUAGAUAUUUAUAUAUUUAUUCAACUAGGUAUUUAAACACUCUUAUUCAAAUAAUUUGAGUAUUUUAACUCUUGAUAUAAAUAACCAUUAAAAUAAUUUUACGAGAAUUUUAUACCUUAAAACAUAUAGAAAAAUCAAAUCUCAUUAAAUCACCGCAACUAGAUAAAAAUUGCUUUCAGAAAUAAUGCUACAUUUGGAAAUCGGAGCAAGAUUUUGGUAGAAAAUUUGUUUACAAUGAGAAAAAUAAUACCUCAGAAUCUAAAUAACUAAAUGGUUAUUUUUCAUUUAGUCUUAAUCUUUUAACAAUAUUUAAUUCUAUGAGCUUGAUUGCUUUCGUCUUUAAACUGUCUAUCUUCAUUUUGCCCAUGUCUUCAACGUUUUAUGUAUACUUGAUAUUUAUUUAUUUUAGUUUAAUAUAUUAGUUCUUAACUCAUUUUAGAUUCCGAGCAAAGCGAAGGAGCUAUGGGUUUUACUAAGAUUUUUUUUUUUUUUUCAUUUUUUUUUUGUAGUCUGUGGACACAUUUUUUCCUAGGAAACUUGCUAGGAUUUUUACAUGUAGUAACUUUUCAAAAAUCUCAAGUUGUCUAAAUGGUACUUAAAAGAAGCCAUUUAUAAAAACACGGACGACAUUUUCUAUCAGAAAAAAUGAUUUAAUCGAAAAAUCACAAGACUCCUUUUUUGUAUUACUUUCUUACGGUAUCAUCGCCGAAACUUUUGAACUUUUAAGGAAUUUUAAUUUUUGGGAGUUUUUUUGCUGUAAUUUAGUUAUAAAUACACGUAGAGACUUGAAACUAGGUAAUAAUACUUAUAUUGGACUUACCUAGACGUGGUAAAUUUUUUUUUUUAAAAGCGUUUUGAAUUAAAAUUAAAACAAAAAUCGCAAAAAAAAAUUACGGCACUUCAAAUUAUGUAUUACCGAACUGCGCUCGGAAUCGUCUUUCGUCAAGCAAUGGUUUAUUGUUGCGCACAGAUAUAAAUGAAAUAACUUUCUGUAUCCUACCUUCUUAACUUCUCACCUACAACAGUGGCCGCUCCCAUCUCCAGUAUUAGCUCUUUUUACUAAUUUAUUUACUUUCUAAAUUAUAAUAAUUAUAGGUUGAGUAAACACAAAAUAUGUUUUCAACUUAUUACAAUUAUUAUAGCAGUAAUAAUUCAUGUCAUAUAAUAAUUUAUAAUGUGAUGAUAAUAUGAUAUUAACUAUUUUAAUGAACCCAAACAUAAUUUAACUAUUUAAAGAAUAAUAGAAACCACCUCAUCGUGACACUCCCUCACUGAUGUUAAUAAUGGCCCUUUAUUAAAUGUAAUGUUUGAUAAAUAGAGUAGAAAAAUACUUAAGUAGUACUACAAUAAAUCAAUAAAUAAAUUUCAAACCUAAAUAAUAAUCACUGGCGUCUACAAAAUGGGUGAAGGUUAUAUCCCCAUUGGUUUCAAAUCAAAAAAACUAUGAGUAUUUAAUAAUUUUAUCUUGAAAUUAAAUGUUUUAGUCAAAUUACAAGAAAAUAGCUUGAUUUAUUGAAUAAAAAUCGGUUUCUUUGGAUGUGGCUUUAAAUUCUCAUUAUGAGGUUAAGUUUCAUGAUUAUUACUUACUAGAUCCCCUCCAUUAAAAAACAUUGAACAUGCCACUGAUAAUACUUAUACUGGCUGAGUCCCGUUCCCUUUUCUGUAAAUAUCGCUUCAUAUAAUUUUUAUAAAAUUCAUUAUGAAAUAAUAUUUUAUUCAAAGGAAAAGGUUACUUAUACACAUAAAUAAUUAAUAUGUAUACCUCAAUGUAAUUACAUUUUUUUUUUUUUACUUUGUUAUGAAAUGUACCUGCAUGACAUACAAGUUAAUUAAAAUAAUUCAACUGUUGAAGAGGUAUAUAUAGUUAGAUUAUAAUAUUAUAUAUUAGGUAUGUAAAUAUUAUAAUAGACAUAACAACGAUGUACCUACCUAUCAUUAUACUGUUAUAUUUAAGUGUAUAUAGUUGUAUACGGUCAUUUAAAUUUAUACGAGACUUAUACAUACGUGUAUAACAUUGUGAUUAAUAAUACAUACGUGCGAGAUUUUAUUAUAUUAUUAUGCUUUUUGUUAGUCUGGUUGGUUUUUCGUAAGGGGUACAUUUUCGGAAUUACGUGAAAAGAGGCGACAACGACGCGAGACGGCGCCGAAGAACUUUAACUAUAUAAAGCAAUACUAAAUUGAUUAGCAAUUAUUGUAGUAUACCUACAUAUAGACACAUAUAGUCAAGUUUACUUAGUGAAAUCUAUAUUUUAUUUUCUAUUAAAGAAAUGUCCGAAAUAUAAAAAAAAAAUAUUUAAAAACUCUCUAUUGUUAAUGAAAUUGACAAAUGAAUAUAUUUACAAUUAACAUAAAGGGUUAGACUUUCAAAUAUAUAUAUAUAUAGAUUUAAAUUAUAUUUUCUUCCAUUGCAUCAGCAUUAAAAACGUUCUUAUAUAUACACGAUAUGGUUUAGAUUCACGUUUUUAGAUUUUAUUUAGGUACACUUGUUAUUUAGAGAUUUACUUAUUAAAAAAAAAUAAAAAAGUACAGUUUGUAAAAAAUAUUUUUUUAAUAGAGUAAAACUUCCAUCAACGUUAAUUUAUUUUGGUCCCAUCAAGUGUUAUGCCUAGAAGAACACCUCUAAAGAACGGUCACCUCUAAAUAGCGGCCAUUAUUUCUGGUCCCUUUGGUGACCGUUAUAUAGCAAUUUCACUGUACAUAUUAAAAAAAAUUAUACGGCCAAAUCUAUGAAAUACAGAGAAUUUUUGAACAUAUUAUAGAACAUGAGGGUUUAAUAAGACCUGAAACGCGAAUUUUUGAAUUUCAAUUUUUAUAUGCCUGCUAACUAUUAAAUUUUACAGGAUUUUGUUUGUACGAUAGUUUAUUGAUUUAUAUUUAUUGUCACCUGUUCAGGUAACAACGUGGAAUUAUACGAGUGAAUAAAUUGGAAGUUGAAUAUUAAAAAACAUUAUGGUGGUUAGGGACGUCAUAAUAAUAAAGUUGAUAUUUUUAUUACCUAUAAUAUAAUAUAAAAUAAUAUAAAACUAUAUAAUAAUAUAAGGAACGGGGAUUUUCGACAUCAAAUGCUAUUCCUUGGGGAAAUAUAUUCUAUACGUCGUCUAAUAAAUUUCAAUCAUAACAAAAGAGAGAGAGAGCAAGGGAGUGAAAGAGACACAGAGAGAGUGAGUCCGAGGUAUAUAGAAGACAGGGAAACGAAAGAAAUAUGACGAAUUACUGCGGACAAGUUAUAUUUUUACUAAACGAAGAAAAAUUAAAUACAAUUAAAUAUCAACAAGAAGAAUAUACGAACACUUGAUUUCUUUAAAUGAAACGCAUAAUAUGCGUUUUUAAUAUUAAAUGAAAAAAAAUAUCUGUAUUUCAUAAAGAAAAAAUACAAUAUUUUAUUUCGUUUUAUAACUCGAAAUGUUCAAAAAUGUAUACAAUUAUGAAUUAUAUUGUACAUAUUAUGGCUACAAAUUAUGCAUCUUUAAAUGACAUUCGACAAACCACAUUAUACGCGGUUAAGGUUAGGGAUAUACAUUUCACUGGCUGCAGCAAAAUAUAAUAUUAAAACGUAGGUACAAACGAUAUGAACAUGUCAAUAAUUAUAGAUGUUUUCAGACGUAGUUUAAUAAUAUUAUAAUGUAUUCGUUUCGGUAUUAUCUCAGUGCAUUUUUUUUCCACACCAAAACGCGUUUGAACAGCUGUCGGAUCGCGGGCGUUCAAAUCAACGGCGUGUACUUAAAAACAACGUAUUGUAGGUUAAAUUCAUAAAACACCUAUAUCUCCUAUAAUACUUAUAUACAACAUAAAUAUAUGUUUCGUAUUUAGACAGUAGGCCGAUUAUAUAUUUUACAACGUGUACACAUAGAUAAUAUUUUAAUGAUAUGUGUACCUGUAUAGGUACUACCACACACUCGUGCUAAUAGGCUAACAUAUAUGCAUUACGACUAGCCCGGAGGGGAAGAAAAUUCGCAUAUUAUUUCAAAGUGACAAUAGUUGCUAUAGUUAGAAUAGAGCUUAUUUCACCUAAGCUCAUCCGUAUAAAAUAUAACAGAAACUUUCGAUGAAAGUUAUCCCUGCGAGGAACAGGUUAUACAUUGUUCAGUUUUACAAAUUAUUUGCAUUUUUUUUUUUAAAUUUUACAAUUAUUUUAAUAGUGUCUACCUUUAGUCACCAAGAAUUUUCUACUAAUCUAUAUAAAAAAAAGAUACGAUCGUUUUUAUUACGGAUGAACAAUAACUUUGCGAAAGAAAUACUCAUUGUAAAUUGUAAAAAAUAUUAAAAUUAUCUUUUUUUCAAAUCACAUAUUUUAAAGUUUGAGUUUAAAAUAUUGAAAAACAAAGGGCUGUAAGAAUAAGUUUUUCUUUUCCCAAAAAUAAUGAUGAAAAUCAGACCACUCUAAGAAGCAUGCAAGUUUUUCUCGUAAGAGAUUUUUUUGAACCAAAAAAUACAUUAGCACCGGGCCCCUUAAGUGUAUAUUGUUGAUAAGUCAGCAUCUGUUUUUUUUUUUUUACAAUACCUACCUAAAGUAAAAGAGAAAAUACAUUGCUUAAUAAUUAUCAGUAGUUUUUUUAGACGAUUUUAUAUUUCUAAAAAAGUGAACACUAUAUUAAUUGUAUAAUAAGUCUAUUUAUCGAUUUUUUCAAUACUUUUUUUAUUAAAGUAUACCUACCAUUUUGAUGAUAAAUCAUACAUUAUGAAUAUUAUUUUUUUUUUCUUCUCUUUUUUCACAUAUAUGGUUUUUAAUUAGAUAUCUCAGCGAUUAUUAAAUUUUCUAAUAAUUUAUGAAUAUCCAGAUAUAGAUCAAUGUAUAUUUAGAAAGUUAGAACAAAAAUAUGGUUUUCAUAAUUUCACCGCAGGUUCUCAACGUAAAUUUAUUGAAUCUCCAUUUUUAGAUUUGGUUAUUAUUUUCAUACACGUACGUAAGUAGUUUACCAAAACUGAUCUCUAUUUUCUACAACAUGAAAAUUGCAUUUUUCGAAAGUAAUCUUAGUUCAGACUUUUAUAAAAUACGAUAUGUAAUGAAACAUCGAUAUUAUAUUAGUGCUUCGUUUUCUGCAAUAUAACCAAGAGAGCCCUGAAGGUUGAAACGAAAAAAAAUAAAGAUAAGUCUGAAGUUCAAACGCCUAUAUUUAAAUCGAAAUUUUAAUAAAAUGAACUACCGAAUGUCCUAUCUAGAUAAAAUAAAACUCUACUCGAAACCCUCAUCUAAUGUUUUUUGACUGGAUCAAGAAUCUUCUUCUCAUAACCAAUACAGAAUUCUAAAACAAACAUCUCUGUAAGAUAGUGACGGGUUACCAAAUAAUAAAACUACAAGAUAUUCUUUUGGCAUUUUGAGAUUGUCUGAGUUGUAAUAUUUAAAGCUGCUCAGCUCUUAAAUCAGUAAUUUUUUCUUUGAAGCGUUUGAAUAAUACAUUUCUUAGAUAAAUGUAUAAAUAUUCAGAUAAAUUUCAUUGAGUUAUAAAAACAAACAAAAAAAGCUGUGCUAGGAUAAUGAGGACGGGUGCAGCCACUGUUAUAGGUGGGAAGUUGAAAAGAUAGGAUACAGAAGGGAAUUUAAUGUAUUUUUGUAAACAAGGAUAAAUCAUUGCUAACGAAAAAUAAAUUCUGAGCGCAGUUCAAUUAGUAGUGUUGCUUUGUCAACAAUACAAUAGUAUUGUUAUACAAUGGUAUAUGUAUAUUAUUAUAAAACGAUUACAACAUUAUGCGUUUCCAUGACAACAAUGAUUGUUAAAAAAAUAUUAAAAUUAUAAAAACUUAAUAAUAACAAAAAAUAAAUUAAAACGGUUGCUAAUGACAACCUUAUUUUUAAUUUUUUAAUCUUUUUUAACCUAAAGAACCAGGUUUUUCUUAUUAUCUUGAAUAUUAAUGAGAAUUUAAAAAAAUGCCCUCUCUAAAGUACCACCCAGAAAAUAUAAGUGUCUACAUUGUAUACAUCGAAGUAAACUUUCUGUUAGAAAAAGUAUUCACGUAAAAAAAAAAUUAAACAUCUUUGUAAAACCAAUAUAUUCUUCGCUACUCACAGAAUCUAAAACAAAAACAAUUAACCAAAUCGAUCGAUGUAGCCUCUUCUAUAGAUCAUGUAAAUGUCUAUUAACGACGUUUGUUAUAAAUGUGGUGUCUAACAAUAUAAUGUUUAUUGAUAUUAUAUUUUGUGUUAAUUUCGUUAAAACUAUCAUUUAUUUUAAACCAUUUCGUCUUUUAUUGAACAAUUUUCAACAUAUUUUUAACAUACGAGGGCUAAUCAAAAAGUAUCGAGACUGAUAAUAUUACUCGGAAACCGAGCGUUGAAGAGCAAAACGAUCUGUAAACCUAGUUUCUUUGACUUAUACUGAGCACAUCUAUUCGUAUAAAAUCUCUAUAAACUUCUUCGUUUUGAUUUGACGAUAUUUUUCUAAAAUUNCAUUUAAUGGCAAAAACCAUGAAAUGUUGCAUCCCUCUGAAACUGGAAAAAAAUGCAGACAAAUUUUCUAAAAUCUCCAAAUCUGUCAAGUUACUCUUCUUUUGGGUUUAUUACAAAAUCGCCAAACUCGAAAAAUAUAUUUUACAAAAAUAUCAGUGAAAUCAAACCGAAGAGUUUUAUAGAGAAGCAAUAAAAACAAAUGUACUCAGAAAAAGGCAUAGAAGAAAGUGAUACCAGUCCUACUGCUCUUCGAUGCUCCUUUUCCGAAUGAUACUACCAGUCUUGAUACUUUUUGAUUAGCCCUCGUAUAUAUAAGUAUUUUCAUCGACUGGCAAACAAAAAAUGUAUUUUGGCUUAUCGAGUUUUGCUUGAUAACUUGCUAGCCCAGUCCAGCCCUGCUCUCGGGGAUGGUGACUUUAGAUUACUGGUGUAUUGGUGUCACAGGACACUUAACUUUUUUUCAAAGCCUUUUUAAGUUUUAAACCCCCUAAAAAGAAAAGAAAAUUAGCAAAUUAGUGGAUACUUUUUUAACUGUAUGUGUUCUUGAAAUUCCUUUGUGUGAUAUUAGUGUAAGGUAAUAAAACCUCCGAAAGAAGUUUAUUUUAUCAAGUACCUUUAUCUCAACAUCUGGUACCGAUGUGCUAUAAAUGUAUUAUGUUUCUUUGAAAUUAAAUUAUGUAAGAGGUACAAAAUUAUUUGUUUAACAGAUUUCUUAAAAAUGUACUAAUAAUGAGUAAUAACAAGAAAUGUUUUUAACAGCAAUGAAUUGAAAUAUGUAUAAAGUAGAUAGGUAAUAAUAAUUAAUAAGUGACGAAUAAAAUCACAAUGCUUAAUAGAUACAAAUUAAUUCCUCGAGAUUUUUCAGAGUACGACGUUCAAAACCCAUUAUGAAUUAUAAUAACACACCACAGUAUAACUAAUUUUAUACGUGUAAUAAGUAUAAAUAUUAUAAUAUAUGAGUAUCAUACGAGUAUUUCCGUAGAAGGAAAAAAUACCGUCUUAAAAACUAUUGACUCUUGUAUAAUGAAAACGUAUCCCUAUAUAAACGAUUUGGUUGAUAAAAUUCUUGUUAAUCAAUAUCGUUUUUUUUUUAAAUUGUAUUCACUAUGACAAUGCGCCGUGUAUGAAAAAAAAAUGCUGAUACUGCUUGUGAAUGUGCCACUAUUUUAGGAAGAAAGUUAAAAGAGAGAACGCAUAUAGGGUAAUUUUAAAUUAAAUAUAUAUAAUAUAUAUAUUUUUAGUGUAUAAUAUAUACUUUUAAUAUAUGAUAUAUAUUUUUAAUAUAUAAAAUUUAAUCUUUCUGUACGCAACGAUAAAUGCUUGGUAAUUAAAAACGAUUCCGAAUAAAGUAUUAUUAGUUUUACUUAUCCUCUGUUGCCAAGGUAACUCAGAAAUCGACAAUAAUUAUAAAAAAAAUGUCCAGCUUUCCUCAUUUAUUAAGAAAACUACAAAAAAUAUCAAAUAUUACCUUCUCAGUGCACAAUUCUAUACAAUUUUCUAUUGGAACAAGAUUUCUCAUAAAAAAGUUGUUCACGAUCAUAAUAAUACUAUAGUAUUUUUUGUAUUCGAUUCAUAUUAAAACAAACUAAAAUUACGGGAAUUAUUUUUAUAAUAAUAUGCAAAUCUGUGUAUACCUAGUAAAUUGACAAAAUAAUUUAUAAGUAUGUUAUAUAAAUAUAUAAUAAUAUAUUAAUGCAAUUUUUAAAUAAACCAGUAUAAUAGAUGUAUAAAAUAUUAUUAUCACUUUUUUUUAGAAUUUUAUUCAAGUAUAAAUCACGUCAUUUCAAAAUAUUGCCCACUAAAAGGGUAUUCGAAAAGAAAAAACUUUAAUCUAAAUUAUACCAACUAUAAAAUAUGCUAUACAUAUAAAUAUAAGAAUAUUUUUAUUUUUUAUUUUUUUAUUUAAAAAUAUGAUUCGCUGUGUUAUUAUUAUACAGUUAUGUCCCUCAUCGGCCAUCGUCAUGCAUAAUAAUAUACAUAAUAUAAUAUUAUAAUGAUUUAGAAACGGUAUAUACAAAUUACAAAUGCUAUUUUGUAUAAAUUGAAGAAUAUAUUAUUAUUGUAUACGUAUAAUGUAUAUAUAUUUACGAUAAAGGAUAAAUAACGUGUGACACGUUGACAAAUAGCCCCGUUAAGUAGGUUAAAAAGUUCGCAUGGGGUUUAACUGCUGCAGUGUAUAUAAUGUAUGUAGUGAAAGUCAUGAUAGAAAAUUUGUUUUCACAUACAGUGGAUGGCACAACACCGAUGAUAGUUCCGUAUUAAAGGUCCGUUUUUUUUUUCUUUUUGUCGUGUUUUAUAUACAUUAUACAUAUAGUAGUAGGUACUACCUAGUAGAGAUAUAAUAGUAUUGUAUACCCAAAAGAUCGGUUGCCGUGACAACAACUGCAGACAUCUCCCAGCAAUCGUCCUUCGACCGAAUUUCCGCACUGCGCGUAUAUAAUAACAUAUAGUACCCUUUUCAAUCAAUUUACCCCCUGACAAAAAAAAAAAUACUCAACAUGAGGUCUAGAGGACGAUAAAUUAAUAAAAAAAAAAUAUACAGAUAUAUAUUAUUAUAAACUCCCCCAUAUCGUACAUAUAUAGUGCGUUUGAUUAAUUAAUAUGGUUUGAUAUUUAUAGUCGCACUUUGUAUAUAAAUAUAAAGUACAGUAUACUCAUAUAUAUGUAUAUAAAUAAAAAAUAAUCGACCAAACUGGACACAAACUGUAGGAUGUAUAGUACCUAAUCAAAAUUCGUUAUAAUAGCUGUUGCUGCUGCUGCUACUGCUGCAAAGAACUAUAAUUAUUAAUCGACAUCAAUAUAUUGAAUAUAAAUUUGUUUUAUUAUUUUAUUUUGGGUACGGUUAAAGUAUAGCCUAUACAUUAUAUAAUAAUAUAAUAUAGUUGACCAACUCUAUACGGGAUUAAAACAAAUCUUCUGUCAACAUAUAAUGUAUAAAUACAAUUUAUAGGGUAUCGAAUCGAAAGAUUUCAAUUAUUUUUUCCAAUAACUCGCGGGUGCAGCGGACGGUCAAAUUUAAUUUAUAAAAUAAUCACCGUAGGUACGUUUUUCACGCGAUAUUCUCCUCUCUAAUAUACAAUUUCAAGUAACUUUAUUACGAAUAAAAUAUUGUUAUACAACACGGUAUAUAGUAUAAUAUAUUAUUAUGUAUAAAGAAAUUUCAAUCAAAUAUUCUUGUUUCGAAAUACUUAUUUAAUAAUUUUAAUUUUAAAACAACAACUGAUUUUUCAUUGUCAAAUAUUGUCAAUUACUUACUAAAUAUACUCUACUAUCCGAAUAUUGUCUUAAAAUAUUCCGCUUAACACAAUACAGUAUUAGGUAGGUCGUAGGUAUAUAUACAAAUUAUAUAUCAUAUUAUUAUACAGUAGAAUACAGCUAGUUCUAUGCGUAAUAACUUUUUAUUUUAUAACUCCGUGUCUUUUUGAAAAGUAGAAAAAAAAAACCCCGAAAACACAAACAUUAAAAAUAUUGUAUACUUAACUGAAAAAGCAUAUAAGGGAGAAAAUUAAAUAUAUGCGUGACGUUUUGCUGCAGAAUACUUUUAUAUAUACUUUAUCAAAAAAUAAAAAUGUUUAACUACACACUGAACUUUGACUUUGAUUAAUGGUAUAAUUUAAUAAAAUAUAUACUUUGUCGGCAAUUUUUUUUUGUCAGACGAAAUAUUUUUGAUAGAUAUAGGUAACCAUGCGUAUAGCCGUAUAGGUAUAGGUAUAUAUAAAAACUUUGUCCUCGUCAUAAGUUUCACCAAAAAUUGGUAAACAUUAAUUUCAAGAUAAAUAUAUAUUUUCCAGAAAUAAAAUAUAUAAAUUGGAGUACAAAAUUAGAUUAUUUUUAGAUGAGUAUUUAUUAAAAAUAUUUUCUUUUUAUAAAACUACUCGACAUCACAAAACAGUAAUUACUGCUCAUGCAUGCAGUACAAUACGAAAUAAAAUUAAAAAAUUGCGUAUUUUAAACAUUAGGUAUAAUUAAUAAUUACGUAUAAUUUCGUCCGAAUUUUAAGGUGAAGAUUUAAUCUAUUUGCUCGUGGAGUUUUUUUUAAGGUAGGGGUAAUAGACACGCAGUGGCUAUUCGCUAAAAAAUAUCCUAAAAAGUUUAACAUCAAUACAAUAUUGGCUUGUGUUCAGGUGAGACGAGCAGAAUAUUAAUUCGAGUAGAUAUACAUUUUAAUAACAUGCUGGUAUGUUAAAUAUUCAAUAAUUAUUAAAAAUGAAUAGUGAAAUUAUAAUAUAAUAAAUGUUACGCGAAUGUAGACAGAUAAUAAUCGAACGUUAUUUUUAUAUAAUUUGAUAAAACAUUAUACGGGUACCUAAAAAAAUCAUCAGACACGUGUCGUAUAAAUACACAGUCACAAAAAACAAACUUCAUAUAACUGCAUCGUGUUAUUCGACAUUAUGACAUUUCUGUUUGACAGCAGUUGGUUUACUAUAGAACUUUAUAUACACCUCAUGUUUAUUCAUGGGGGUUUGAACUGCAUAAUCUAAUAUUUUUAUAUUAUAAAAAGUGGGUAGAUGGUAAAUCUGAAUGUGCUAUAUACCUAGUAUAUACUCGUAUUGUAUAACUUCCUAAUAAUUAAUAAUAUUAUAAUUACCGAAUUAACGAAGAUUUAUAAAGUUCAAAUUUUAUCAUAUUAAUUUUUAACAAUAUAUCAAGCGCAAGAGAUAAAUUUAAUCUUAAAGUAACGCGAUUAUUUUUCUGAACUUUUAAUAAAAAUAUAUGGCUCAAAUUUGUGAAGUUUAUCGUAGUAAAAUAAUUUAAGAUAAUUUAUUAGUAAAAUAAUGAAAAUAGUGAUAUAACUUCUAUGAAGCAUUUCGGUAAGUUAUCAUAACGCAGUAGAUGCCCUAUUAGUUUGUUCCUUCUGACUUUUACACAAAAUUCUCGUUUUUCCUUUAUUUUGUUCAGUAAUUCUUCGUUUGUUAUUUUCUCUGUCCAUUUAAUCUGUAACAUUUUCGAUAAUACCACAUUCUAAUAGCCUCUAGUUUUAUUUUCUCUUUUGUGCUGCUUAUUAAAGUUUAGUAGUCGCAUUCCACACAUACCUACACUUUUAGGGGAUGAUUUUUUUCCCUGAAAAACCAUCUUUAUUGCGCUAUCCUGUUAACUAUAUUUGCUUUACUUCGGUCAUCUUCUAUUAUUUUACUACCUAAAUAAAUGAAGUAUUGAACUAUGUAAGCGUUAUUUAUUUUUAUAUAAAGAUGAAUGGAAAAUACGAGUAGAGAAGAGGAAGAAUAUGAGACGCAGAUAGAUAGGUAAUCAUUGCAUCGGUCUAUCUGAUGCAAAUUAAGUUGCUCAUGUCUGGUUUUAUGUUAUUAAUUUUUUUAUUUUUAUUUUUUUAAUAUCAUAAAUUAUAACCAUUAUAAUGUCAUCAAUUGGCUGAAACCUACUAACUAAUCCCUUUUGAUCAAUUAGAUUAUGUCUUCAAUUUAUUAAUUUUAAUAUUAAUAACUAUUAUUUAAAUGGCAUUAAAUUAAUUAAACCGUUUACUGUAGAUAUCAAUAGUUAUUAAUACCUAAAGUUUUAAUAUGUUUUACGUUGAAUGUAUUAAAUUUGAUCACCUAUAGGCAAUAUAAUAUGUGUAUGGAGUAUGUUCGUUAGUUUUAGACUAGAAUAGAAAUCAAAAAUACUCAUAUAAUAUAUAUGUUUUAUCCAUCGACAUUAUUUGAUCCUUAUUGAAAAUCAUAUAAUAUCACAAAAUACCAGUAAAUUAAUAACUCCGGGAAAUUAUUUAUUGAACAAUUUUUUUUAAUGGUCUCACGAUAUCGUAAACAUUAUAGAAAAUAACUUAACGUUAUAUUUUAUGUGACGUUCUCAUAAGUACACAAAUUUGAAUUCAUCCCAACAUCCCAUACUAUAAUAUAAGUAGCGAACAACUGUUUAAACAAAGUGUAGCGUGUUUAACGGAAACAAAUGGGAUAAGACUGAAGAACCUGGAUCUGUAUGCAGUCCAAUAUAUAGACAAACAAGUUAAAUUCAAGUUUCAUUUUUUAUGAAGUAAACGUCAAGGCACCGCAGCAGUAUAGCAGGAGGGACAAAUGGAAAAUUUGAACGGAUAUAUAUUUUACUUAGACCCCUCGAAAAUUCUUCGAGCCCAUCCACGAACUCACUACUACUACAGACUACUAUUGUAACAUGUUUGUAUUAAUAUGUUCUUGCGCAGACACCAGCAGCUUUUAAUAAACAUAGGAAUGAAAUACACGUAAUACUAUUAUUGUGACAGUCGAAGGGACACGAAGCCUGUGGGAAAUCACAUAUAAUAAUGUUAUUAUGGUUCUUCGUAUUAUGUUAUUAUUUUUUUAAUUCAAGCCGUCCACAAAUAUAACCAAAUAAUAAUAAUACUAAUAUCCACCUAUGGGAAAAGGACACUGGACACUCUAUUUCUACUCAUUUGUCGCGGUGUUGAAUCUAGGACGUUUUCUCCCCACGGACAUUUUCCCUUAUUGUUUUCCGGUAUACAUAUACCCUGCAAGCUGUGAUGUUAUAUACUAACCUAUUACUCGGUACUAUUUGGAACGUUGAUUUAUUUUUAUAUUGUGAUAAAAAAAUUAUUAUUUGUAUACGUUAGAUAGUUAAAAAUACAUCGUAAUUUUAAAAAUACAUGCCUUUAUACGACUAAGUCUUUGUACGUAUUUUUAAUAUCUACAAUUCUUAUACACAUAUUAUUAAGGCCAUUUGCAAACACCAUUUUCGUUAAAAACACUUAAACAUCUAACAAAAAUUGAGGUACUAAUGUUGUGGUUUGAUUUGGAAAUGUAAACAUGUAUGGAGUUUACAAACAAGUUUACAAUGUAUUGACUAAAGCAUAUUUUUCAUAAUAAUAUUUUUUAUUUAAUUACUUACCAUUGUAAAUUGACAAAUCUAUAUAGAUACGAGUUUAAGUUUUAUUCUCGAAAAAAAAUUGAUAAAAUUGAAAAAAAGUGUUCCAGCCUAUGCAAAUUUAACUUAUUUAUAAAUUCAAACAUAUUUUCAUUUUCAAACUACUUUCAGAAUCAAACUACUGUAUAAAAGUACUAACAUUAUAAGUACUAACAUUUUUGUCAGGCUACUUUAAAUUCAUAAAUAACGUAAAAAUGGCCGUACCCUUUCCUCUUAUGUAUAUCAGGCAGUUGAUUAGUGAAAAAGUCAUAUCAUUAAUAUGGACUUUGAAAGGUAAAAAAAAAUGUCAAAUUUUACAAAACUUAGAUGACUGAGUUCCCAUUAAACAACUUACUAAAAAUUUAGACUAGAUAUUUGAAUACGCUAAAAUAAAUACAUAAUGUUUUAUAAUUUAUGUAUUUAUAAAUAGAUAUAAGUACAAAUUUAAUGGGUUUAGAAAUAGUGGUGUCUGGAUUAUCUCCACUGAAAUAGUUAAAAUGAAAUAAAUGAACAUUUAACAAAAAAAAAAUAAUAAUUUUCAAAGAAUAAAAUUUAAAACUAAAUAUUAUUAUUUAAUUUAUUUUUGCAGCUUAAUAAUACUAAUAUUAGAUUUGGAAUGUAACCUGGGAUCUAUUGGUUCUUUUGAUUAUAUGUACGAUUUUAUUUAAAACUAAUUACUUCACUCUAGUCAUUUUUUUAGGUGUAGAUAAUUGUAUUUGAUAAAUGAGAUCCGUUAGAAGGAAGCAUUUUAAACAUUUGUUAUUUUUGAUUUUUAAAUUAUUUUUUAAGCAAUGCUUUUUUCGGAUUUUUUUUUAUGUCUUAAGCCUCUUUUGUGAAUUUUAAGUGUAUAUGAAUUCGUUUCCUAAUUUAUUAUUAUCAAUAUUCAGAAGAUCUAUACAUAUGUGCUAUGUAUAAUAUAUGUAUUCCUUAAAAUAAUUGCACUAGCUAUACUCUGUUAAUCAUCCCGAAUAGAAACUUAUAAAAAAUACCGACCACGACGUUUUAUAAAGUCUCGCAAAAUAUUUUAUAUUAGAUUAUUUUAUAAUAAAUACAAUAAUUCACGUCUACUGUCUUUUUGCGUUACAUAAUACUUUUCAAUUUCGUUUCAGUUUUGCAUUUCCAGCUGUGCUUCUUUUUUUGUGGUCGUGUAUACGUUACAUCGUUAAAACGAUAAAAUGAUAUUUGAUAUACAAUAAUUUGUAUAAAAAAAAAUAGAACUAAAAGUAAUAUUUUGUCUGUUAGGCGGGGGACGAAGCGUGUCGUUAAACAUUUUCAAUUAUUAAAAACGGUGGCGGUGUACGCGUAUUACUGAGAAUCUAAUAAAAUUUGACUCUUCUAAGCCGUUAUAUUUGUGUAGUACCCUGUUUCAACACGCAAUUACCGAAAUUGCGUGUAAAUAUAAGGGAGUCCGAAUGUUUUUUUUUUUUUUUUUUAGUAAAGUUAAAAUAAAAACAUUCAUUAUAACGUAUAAAAGAUGAAAAAGUUUUACAUCAUUUGCUGAUGGUAUAUAAUAUCAUUUUACAUUUGAGACAUCAAAGGGUUGUUUUUUUUUAUGGAAACGAACACAAAAGAACCAAACAAAUUGCUAGUGUUGCGUUAUGCGAGGGUUGCGAGGUUAAACUAAUUACGAGCCGUAUUGUUUGUAAACUGAUUAUAACAUAAGUACCUAUAUAUGUAGAAACAAAUUCGUCUGUACGUUUAUUAUACACACAUAUAUAUAUAUACUUAAUAGUUGAUACGAUAUAUUUUGUAUUAUUAUUGUUUUAACAAAACAAAAUCUCGAUAACGAUGUCACAAAAAACACCAUCACUCGCAUAUCGCUAUUACUGUAACCAUAAAUAUUGGCUCUGGAGUGUGACGCGGUAAUACUCAUUAUCAAUUUAUUAUGAGUAAAAUUGCCGCAAAUUUGUAUCCAUUAUGGUUUUUACACGACAUUUAAUCAUUUUCAAAAAAAGAGUCGAUACUACUGUUAUUAGUGAGAAGAAGUGUCGGGAAGGUAGGAUACACAGAGUUAUUUAAUUUAUACCUGUAAGUGACGAUAAUUGACUACUAACGAAGUACAAUUCUGAGCGUAUAGCUAGAUUGGUUUUGCUAUGAUUUUUACUUUUUUAUUAUAAAUAUUAUUGUUUAUAGACAAUUUGUCUAUAAAUCUUGUUCCAAUCAAAAAACAAAAAGUGACCUUUUUUGCUGCAUUUUAAAUCUAAUAGGUGCAUUGAAGAGAUAAUUUUUCAAUUUUUCUAAUUAGUAAAACUAGAAAAUCCGGUUUCAUUAUUUUCGAUAUUCUAUUAUUCUAUUAUUGUCAUAAUUCUUUAAAAAUGUAAAAAUAAUCAUAGAGAUCUAAAAUUACAAUAGAAUACUUAAAUUAGUCUGUUAUUGCAAUGAUAAAAUUGUUCAAACAUACUUGCAAUUUUUGAGAUAUUUAUAGACGUUUAAAUUUUUGAACCACAGCAUUUCAUUUAAAUAAUCAACGUGGCUCUUAUUUUUUAUUUUUUCCCCACUGAAUACUUAUAAUGAACCCCCUGUUAAAUGUCCAAUCAUUUUUAUUGUUUAAAACUAUUUUACCAAUAUAAAAUCAAAUAAAAACUAAAUUAAAUAAAUGUCAAAUACCUGUAAAUAGCUCAAAAAUCAACAGAAUUAUUUGAAAAUUAACUAUUAUGUUUAAAAAAAAACAUAUAUACGUCGUAUAGUUUAAGAUAACUUAUCAGUUAUUAAUAUUAUUUUUGUGUAAACAGAUAUGCGUUCGGAUUCACGGAACAAUGUUGUCGAGGAGUCGAAUUUCGGAACCGGGAUAAUUACAGCCGGGCUGACAACUUGCCGCAAAUCCUCCAGAACGUCUUGCCAACGAGAACUCGAACUUACCGACUCGUCGUCGGUGAGUCCAUUUGUUUUACUCUGUACUUCGAACAUAUUGUUCUGUGUUUACGCUAUAUAGAAUAUUUAGUGGAAUUCAUCUAUGGCAGAUCAGUGACGAUACGUGUACCGGGUCGGACGGACAAGGCCGCAACAGCAGUGGAGUAGUACGGUCGGGUAACCGGAGGAAGCGCAAGUCCAGUGGCAAAGACAAGAACGUCAGGAGACUGGAAAGCAACGAGAGGGAAAGACUACGAAUGCACAGCAUCAACGAUGCCUUUCAGGUACAUAAUAUUUCAAUACUGGAUUACACUGCUAUUAUAAUAUAUCUACAUGUAAAUAUAAGAAAAUACCUACUCGACAUGCAUAGAUCUACUUAGCAAGAGACGCUGCGAUCAUUGGUUGAUAUCAAUCAUUUUCCGAUUCUUCGAUUUCCUUAAGUAAUAUUUUUUGGUCUAUACGGUUAGGUAAACAUAAAAAAAUUCAUUGUGAUAACAUUGAUAAACGCAAUAUAUUAUUAUAAAAAUACCCGUACCCGUAAUGAAUAAAAAAAAAAGGCUGAUAUUGCUGACGGAUGUGCUACUAUUUCAGGAGGAAAGUUGGAAGAGAAUGGAGAAUAGGUACAUAAAAUAACACAUUUUACGGUUAAAAAUUAUGAAAUUUAAUAAUUGAAUAUUUGAAAUAGAUAAAUCACAAAGAUCCCUUAUUUAAUUGGAUUCAUUUGGAUGACGGAUGAUAAUCAUAUUAUAUAGGGAAUACAACAUAUAAUAAACUUGCAUGCGUUUAUUUUAUAAAAUAUGAAAAAAAUACAUUAACAUGAGUAUAAACUGUUUAUUGGCUUCAUAAAAUAGUUUCUAAUCCGUAAGGCCAUACAAAUUUUCAAUAUCUUUCAUAGAUUUUAUAAUUAAUACAAGCUUUAAAGGUUUUGUAUGUUAGCUGGAGUUUAUUAUAGUUUACAUCGAAAGUUCUUGUACCUUAAAAACUAUAAUCAACCUUAUUAUCCAGUACGACACGUAAAUUUGUCUUCAUAUAGUAAAAUUAAUCUUUUUUAGUUAAUGAUAUAUAAUAUUAUAAUCAGGGGCAUAUAAUAAAAACAAAUUUAUUGCAUUUAGUACCAACAGAAAAACCCACUAUUAAAGUAAUCUACAAAAAAAUAUUUAUAAAAUGUCGAGUGUGAGAAGGCUGAAUCUCUAAAAACCUCUUUGUAUACGCGCUUGAUUAUAAUAUUGUCUAAAUUUUACGGUUAUCAUUUCACUUGGUCAACCACGAUUAUAAACAUUAAUUUUAAGUUCUUUUGUAUGAGGUGUUGGAUCAUACGAGUAUGUCAUAAACUCAUAACUGACCAUAAUAAUAUCAUCUUGUAACUACAGAUUUUAAUUCAUAAAUAAAUAAACUGCAUCCACUCUAUGUUAUAAUUAUAAGCCCUAUUAUGGUAUCUUAAAAUAAUAUAUGCUGAAACAUCUAAAAAACUUAAAAAACGGUUUAUUAUACAAAAAUGUCAAUUUAUAAUAGUUUGCAAUAUUAUUCUACGAGUCCGUGAAAAUUCAAAAAUGUUGCCCUCAUGAAAUUUAACGAUAAAUUAACCUCCGUAAUAAUCCAACCGUAUAAUUUAUAGAAUUGUUCUUCUAUAGAAUACGUUACCUGACCCUAAUGUUUAUCCCGAUGUCUAAAAUAUGUUAUCGAAAGAACAUUUAAGGUUUCAGGAACAGACAAUUUUGACAUUUUGGCUUAUUGAAUAAAUUUGACGCACAUUCCAUAAGUUACUCGAUAUAGUUUUUUGUACAUUUUAUAAUUGUUCUAUAAUUGUACUGCCAAAAAACUAUACCACCCAUCGCGUCCAAACCGCAAUUAGUAGAAAAAUAAUACUAUCAUAUACUAUCUUUUUCAAAUAAAUUUCAAAAAAACAAUAACAAUUUCAAUUGUUGAUCAGCGUACACAAUCUACAAUCCCAAUCAAAAAGUGAUCAAUGUAUAUACCUCGAAUCCAUUUGAAAAAAUUAUUCUUUCGAAUAGACGGUUUCCAAACACGAUUUGUUUUAUAGUGACAAUUUAAAAAUAUAAGCACCAGGACACUGUACUGCUGCUGCUGCAGUCAAUAUAUAAUAAAUUACAGGCGCCGGUCUAUAAAGUAAGCUUAUGUGUUUCUCGCAACCUGCACCUUUUUUCAGAUCCACUCUAGACAAGUAAUAUCGUUUAAAGCCUUUAUAGAAUAUAAAAUUAAUAUAAAUGCACGAAACCGCCCGAAUCGAUUAUUAUAUCGUAUUUUACAGCUACACUGAAACCUAGCGUUAAGUUUGCAAUUUAAUAUACUUUGUUUACAGUACCUAUACCAGCUAUACACAAUCGCCGUAAUAUAAUAAUAAUAUACGUAGGUACCUAAUGUAAAAUUGUGUCAGAAAAUGAGUUUAUUAAAACAAAAUAUCGAAUUCGUGUGUAUAAAAAGUAUAUAAAAUAAAGCUAAUAAGGUUGCUAGAUGUACUAAGCUUCUAGAAUAUACAGGAUUAUUGUAUGUCAAUUGUAAGUUAUAUUCAAUCGCACUUUUAUCAUUUAAUAUAUUGUGAUUAUAAAUUAUAGGUAUCUAUAGACAAAAUUGCAUAAAAAUAAAUCGAAAUAUCGAACUGUGUAGCACGUUUGUUGCAGGUUGACAACUCGUUGUUUAUAUUGAUUGCGACUAAUUAUGUAUUUUAAUUAGGGCUGGGAAUGUAAGUCUUAUAAAACCCCAAAAAUAAUUUUAUGCCCUAACAUUUUAACAUAAUGCACUUAUAAAAUGCGCAAAAUUAAAAAAUUAAUUUAAAAUCAACAAAUGUCAAAUAAAGCAAAAUAAAAUAUCUCAUUGUCGUUCAAAAAUACAUCACGAAACGGUAUGAACAGAACAAGCAUCGUAUAGCAAUCUUUAGAAAACAAUGUAAAGUACCUUGAAAUCCCAGCUCUAAAUAAAAAUAUAUACUUCAGAAGAGAAGUAUCAACUCGUAUGAGGCACGUGUAUACUGGGUAGGGGUUAAUCCCUCUCCCCGAAAUUUAAAAACCGCCACUUCAAAUGCAUCAUAUUAACUUUAUAUAAUACAUAGUUUAAAAUAUGUAAUUUUUUAUAUUUAUGAAUACCCUUUGCCCUCUAAAUUUUUAUAUGACUCAUAAUAUACGUAUUACUACAGGUAUAUUUGGAGAGUGAAAUGAGGCAAUUGUUUUAGAAGGCUUUUAGUAAAAACGAAAAGAGUAAAAUUACAUUUUUAUAAAUUUGUUGUGUAAACGCGUGAAGACUGAAGAAUGCAGUUGUGAGCGUAAGGUUACAGGCUUAAAGGAAUAACGAUGAUUUGUUUAUUUUAUGCACAACGGAGAUGGUGGAGAUGUUCGAGAUAAACGGUGUUUUGUACACUUCGCACCGGUUGCUAUGGUAACCCAGGAAAAUUCAAUUACUACAAUAUGUAGGUAUGUAAAUACAUACAUAUAUAUAUAUAUACAGAAUGUUUCACUAAGCGUGGUCACCCCAUUUUUUUGUUAUAUUUUGCAUAUAUUCUGAUUCUAAUUCUGAUUUUGGAAUUUUUAAUUGUAGUUAAAACCGAUAAUUUAAAAUUAUCGGUUUUUUUUUUUUCAUUACUAUGUUUUAUCGUAAUUGUAGACGCUUUUUAAUUUAUAAUAUAAACUAUAUUUCCCUGUAUCAUACAUAUAUAUUAUAGGUAUAAUGUAUACAUAUUUCAAACUUUCAACCAACAAUAGUGACCCAAUGCGAAUCAAAGAUUUUCCGCCUUUUUUAUUUUUAAACCCAAAACCAUUCAAUUUUGAAAGCAUUAAAAACAAGUCGAUCAAAUUUGCCGAAAUAAUUAAAAUCAUGCAAUUAAAUUUAACAUUCAUAAAACAAAAUUGUCUGAAGUCUAUAUUUUUUCUAGAUAAUAUAGUUAUUUUUUUAGAUAACUUCCCCGCGAUUGACUUUUAGUACAGACAGUACCUAUAAUAAUUUAUUGCAAGUUUAUACCUAUUAAUGAAUUCAUUAUUCAUUAUAAAUAUUAACCAAAAUCUAAAUAUGGAAUUAUUCAAACGCGUAAAAAUGUUUUUAUUUUUUCCGCUUCCGUAGACACAAAUAACAUUAACCGAGCGUGAUGGCGGUUAUAUUUUAUUUUGCUAUACUGUUAUAGUUUUACACAUUUUGAAAUAUUCGACUUUUUUUUUAAUCGUGCAAAUAAUUUUGUAUUUAAAAACAUUUUCACUCGAAAACUAUUACAGUUUUUUUUUAUAAUUAAUAAAUUAACUCCCUAUUCUCCUCAAUACAAACAGAAAAAAAUAUAACAAUAUAAUAAUUAUCAGGCUUCAGAACAUAUAAUAUUAUUGCCCUUAAGACAUCGUUGUUCAAAGCACUAAAAUAUGCAUAAACAAAAGAAAAUAUAUUUUAAAAUUGUUUUAUUUUUGUUUCCCAUAAUUUAUUCAAACAAAAUAUUAAAAAUUUAGUUAUUAAAAAAAAAACAAAACAAAAAAUUAAUAAUUUAUAUUAAAACAACGUACUUGCAAAUUCUAAUGAAAAAACGUAGAAUUAAAUUACUAUGGAAAUCGAGUUACGAAAAUAAUACAACAUUUAUAUUAACUAGCAUUUAAUGCUGGUUAAGACGUGUUACUGAUUUUAAAAAAUCAGUUGAACAAAUGAAUCAAAUUUAUUUUUCGUCCGAUCCUCAAAAACCGGCACGUUAACGUUUGAAAAUCCCUGGUUUUAAGCUUCAUGAAAUUAAUGUGUGACGCACUCCGAUCGAUUUUAGGAUAACUUACAAAAGUAUGUUGCAAGAUCCGUUAGUAUAAAAUCCAAUGUGUAUAAUAUGCGUGUAACACAGGGUAUAAUACCCAUAUAGGCUGCAGUUGUUCUACAAAAUAAAUAACUUUAGACUAAAAAGUUUCACAGAACGUUGAAGUUUUAAUACUUUCUAUAUUCACCUCGUUUUAUAGUUUAUAUUUUAUACACUUAUAGAUAUUGAUCGAUUAAUUUAGUAUUAUAGCGUUAAGUCUUAUAAAAUACCUAAAACUACAAAUUCUAUUUAAAAAAACUGUAAUAUUUAUAAUAAAUCGUAUGUGAAAAAAAGAUCGUAAUUAUUCCUGGAAGGAAAAUAAAAAGUAAAAAUAAGACCUAAAAAAAAAAAAAUAAGCUGAUAGUAUUGUAGCCUAUAGGUAGGAAGUUAAGAAAGUAAGGUACAUAUACAGUUAUUUAAUUUAUACCUAUAAGAAACGACAAAUCGUUGUUAAUGAAAUACGAUUCAGAACGAAAUUCAGUUAUAGAUAUUUUUAAAUGCCGUAAUAUUUACGAUUUUUAACAAAAUUUGAUCUUAAAACAUUUAUAAAAAAAAAACUAAUUUAUUUAACUAAAAUUUGUAUUUUAGACUACCAACUAUAACUUAUAAUAAAACUUUAUUUGUUAAAUUUUUCAGCAUUUCUGUUUGGUCAGACAAAUGACAAUUGUAUCCUCAUAGUACUUACUUUGGAAAAACUCCGUAAUAUAUUUUGAAAAUAUUACCAUAUUUAUUAAUGGCUAAUAUAAGUUUCCGGUCAAAAUGUCUAUCUCUAUAAAUAUUUUUUACUGAAUUUUGUACGAUUCUAUAUUCGGUUCGGACAAAAAUUACCACCAUACUAAAAAAUAAAGUUAAUUGAUUUAUACUUUAUUUUAAUUAUAUUUACUAAAAAAUUUUACCAUAAUAUACUAGACAAAAAUUUAAUUCACAGUGAAUCGUACUAUCAAUGAAUUUUAUUGUCCAAGAAAUGAAUUUUCCAGCAGAAAAUUGUUUCCUGUGAAUUUUCUGCGGUCAUCUACUAUGAUACUUAUCUACCUCGUACGGGAUUAGACUUUAUUAAAAAAAACUUAGAUUAGAAUAUCUAUAAUAUAAUAUAGGGACCAUAUCGCUUAAUUUUCAUGAUUAUGUAAAUUUCAGUGGUUAACUAGAUUCAGAAUCUAGGUAAAUUAUUUCCCAUAUCAACUAUAUGCUUUCCAUGUCAUUUAGAUAUUGGGAAUUAAGGUGACUAUUCAAAUAGAUCUAAAUGGCCUAAGACAAUAUAGUUGACAGGGAAACUAAUUGACUCACAGGGAUUUACGGGGAGUCUAGAUAACCACGAAAAUUUAGUUAGUCAGGGAUCCAGCCUUAAAUUUAAAUCCAUUUGACGACUAGUUCCGCUGCGGUCAACUAAUUUCCCAUCUAGUAAUUUAGAUCCCGUAUCAACUAGUGAACUUUUUGUGUUAUUUGUAUCUUGGGAAUCUAAGUGGCCGUUCACCGUUGAUACCGAACCUAUUUGCGAUGAUUAAUGUUCGUGGAAAAUUAUCGGAUAAGUACUGCGUCUCGUCACGUGUUUAAAAUUAGAAAGCGUUAAUAUUUUAGGCUAAAGCUGACUACUAUUGUAAUUUGUAAUUCAAUUCAAAGUUUCAUAACCCUGCAAGUUUGUGUUAUAAAAAAUUUAAUAUACCUAUUGUACAAUAUAUAUUAAUAUAAUUUUCAUAACAAUGAAGUUUGUGUAAAUUAUAUAUACCGGCACAAAUUAAUUUUCAAUUAGAAUAAUAUAGUUUGAUUUUAUACUAAUGGUCAUAUUGGUACGGGAUGAAAAAAAAGACUGAUUUUGCUGAUAUAUAUGCAGUGUUAUAACUACCCUCCAUGACACCCUUGGCCAAUUUUAUAUACUAGGUUUCAUUAGCAUAAACAGGAGACUUUACCCCCGAAACACAAAUCCCCUCAAAUAAAGUCCUUAUCAAGUAAAUACUAAGUAUACAUAGUCAAUUUUAUGGGAGCCUAAGCCUUCCCCAAAUUUUACAAAAUUUACUUUUUGCUACUAACUACACAGCGAAAAUAUCUCGUCGUAUAAAGCAUGAUAAAUUUCUUACAAGAGAUAAGUGAUUCUUGUAAAUCUCUUAUUAGUGAUUCUUAGACAAAUUAGUUUGUUCAAGCCUAGGAAAUGAUAUUCUCGAGGGAAAUAAUAGGAAGCUAUGGUGGUUAUGAACCUAACCGAAUUUAUCUUUAAUGUUGUGCUAACUGAUUGAAUAUUGAUGCUCCUGCGUGGUGGACUAGGGGAGUGUUCAAUUUGAUUGGAGAUUAUUAGUGCAGCUUUGCCAUGGGCUGUUCUAUCAGGAUAAUCUGCUCCAAUUAUUUCAUAUCCUAAUAUUUUAAGUGUAGACGAUUUAGUGAGGAGAGUUUCGGAAAUUAGCGCUUAUAAAGUUCAAAUUUUGACGAACAAUUUUAAUAUCACGGCAAUUAUACUAGGUCCGAAAAAUGUAAACAGUUUCAAUUAGGAACAAAUAAAACACAUUAACGUUUAAAUAUCAAAUAUAAAUAAAAUAUCCUGUAAAUAAUACAAAGAAAUCAUGUCAUUUAAAAAUGGCGAGUCUUUUUAAUUCGGAUGUAUGUGAUUUUGUAUAGAAUUAUAAUUUAUUGUUUAAAAUAGAUACGUUUAGAAACCAGGAAUUUAGUACGCUUAUAGUGGCCUUUCUUAACUUGUAUAAUAAACUAUACCGACUGGCUAUCGAGUUGUUAAAUUUAACAUGCAUCACUUUAUUUGUUCGUUAUCAUACCUAUACCUAGUUGGUAAUAAAAACUAAGUAUUAUUAACUAACAAGACAAUGAUAGCAUUUAAUUAAAAAUGAAACUCAGAACAACCUAUUUUAUCGUAAACAAAAACAACGAAAAAAUGAAAACAAUUAGUCGAGUCGUUGAACAGCAAACGAGUAUAUUUGUAUUACCGAUUGUUCGUUUCGAAAGGAUAAAACGCACGUGACACACGAAUGCGUCGUAUUGUAUGUUUAUAUAUUGUUUAUUUAAUUUAUUAUUAACAUUUUACGAGACAAUAGCCUUUUAAAUACAAUAAAUAAUGAUAAUAUCAAGAAUAACAAAAAAAAUAGAAUAAAAAAGGGAAAGAAAAAUACAUACAGUAAUAUUAUAAAUUAAUAAAAUGUACAUUGAUAAAGUAAUAUGACACAAAAAAUAUAAAGUUAGUUUUAGUUUGAAAAAAUAAUUAAAGCUUUUGACCUAAAGCAUUCCCGAGACAUGAAAAAGAAAUCAACAUUAGUACAAAUUAGAUUACUAAGUAAAAGCGCUCUCAAGAAAAAAGAAUUGGUGCAAUUUUUUUUUUUUAAAGAUACAAAAAAUUAAUUUGAAUUUCUAAUCGAAAAUUUAUGCAUAUAAAUACCGAUCUUACAUAAUAAAUCAGGGCAAUCAAUAUUAUUAUUGAGAUCAUAAACGAAUAAGACGUCUGCUACCUUAUGUAGCCUACCACACAAUAUAAAUAGAAUCCGCUACUAAUGGCAUUGAAUCUCUGGAAAUAGGUAAAUUUAAACGGAAGGCAAUUGACUUAAGGAAUUGAUAUUGAAUAUUGUCAACAAGUUCAUCAGUGGAAUUUUGACCCUUUAUCGAUGAACCAAAUUUUAAGUUAGACCUAACAAAUGAGCAAUAGAGCGUUUUAAAUGCAUGAACAUUUUUAAAUUCUUUAGCAUUUCUUUAAAAAAAAUAGGUGGCACACGACCAGGACCCACACUACUAUAAACGUUAAACGUACAUAAAGUAUCGUAAAUUUCAUCCUCACUAAUAUUCCACGAAGAUAGAUUUAAUUUAGUAUUCAUGUUUAGAGCGUCAUAAUUUGUAAUCACAUUAGUAUUUGAGGUAAGAGGUGAGUAUACACUGGAAAAAAAAUUGAGCAAAUAAUUGAACGGACUCAUCGAAACUACUGGCAGUAAUAUUAUUGUACGGCAUAUUUUCAGGAAUGGGAGAUUUAUUAGAUUUAAGCUGUUUAAUGUACUUUUAAAAUGGUUUGAUAUUAGUUAAAAUGUUAUUUUCUAAUUUAAGAAUAUAAUUAGAGUUACAAAGUAACGAUAACUUUUUACAUUCUUUACGCAGGUUCGCAAACUCUAUAUAAUCAGAUUGUAACGAAGUUAUUAUGACGGAAGACAUAGUAUAGUGACACAUACACUGCUGUAAAACAAUAAGCUGUAAGCAAUAGGUAAACAGAACGAUUCUCCAAACGAUACGCCAACGUCGAAAAUUUAGAUUUUUUUUUUUCCCUAAAUCGAAAUUGCGUUGUGUAAGAGUAUAUCGUUUCUAUGUUUUAAUGUAAGAAAAAUAUACAUAACAUACAUAUACAAAAAAUAUUAUAUUUUAGAUUCAGAGUGUAGGGUUAGGAUAGGGUAGGUUGAGAAAAUAAGAAUGUAUUGAUUUUAUUGAGAUGUUUAUUUUAUUUUAGAGCCAUUUUUCGUUAUUUAUAGACAUCUUAAUUUUGCGAGUUUUGUACAUAAUUUAAAAAAAUAUAUAUAUAUAAUAUUUAUUUUGCGCUCUUUAGUACCUAUAUUAUGUGCAUAGUGUGUUUCAGUUGCAGUAUAAAAACAGCACAAAUUCUCGUAUUUCCAAUCGAUAAUUUUACAGAAAAUAUAUUCCAAAGACAAAGGUUAUGAUAUGUUGAGAAUCGUUUUUCGUUAGCAAUAACUUAUCGUUACGUACAGAUAUAAAUUAAAUAACCUACUUUUCCAACUUCUCACCUACAAUAAUAUUUCAGCACUAUUUUUUAAAUAUUUUUUAUGAGAAACUUAAUGAAAAAUAUUUUUAAUUUAUAACUCGGGUAUUACGAAACAGAUAAUUUGAGGUGAACAUCUUAAAAUAUUUAACGUAAUUUUAUGCGACUGGAAUUGAAAUUAAGUACCUAAUCAAAUUGGCAAUUUGCAUUAUUUUUAUUAUUUAUUAUCAAGGUACAUUCUUACAGGUACCUACAAUCAAUUAAUUUUUAAUUAAGAUUUGUAUAAAAAAUAAUAAUUAUUAUAUGUAUAUGUAUAUAUAAUAGGUACACGUAUAAAAUAUAAUAUACAUAUAUAUUAGAUAAUGAUUUUAAAUAAGUAUUAUAAUAUAUAAUUGAUAUUGAAUAUUUUCGAUUUUCUCAGAAGUUUUCUCAACAAAUGUGAAAAACAAGGAAAAGAAGAGAAAAACGGGAAAAGUGUAGAACAUUAAACAAAUAUUAUUAAAAAAAUAUACAUAAUACCUAUUUAAUUAUUUUACUAUAAUAUGACAUAUACAUUGUUGAUAAUGCAUCACUAUAUUAACUGAACUCCGCUUAAAAUCGUUUUUCAUUACCAAUUAUCGUUUAUCGUUACUUAAAGGUAUACAUUAAAUUCCUUUCUGUAUCCUAUCUUCCUAACUUUUCACCUACAACAGUAGCUACACCCGUUUCCAAUAUCCUAGGACAGAUUUUUUAAAUGAAAUUCAGAAAUUCAGAAAAUUAAGGUUAAUAAUCAAACAUCUUUUUCUACCAGAAAGCUUACUCCGAUUAUCAAGUGUAGCAUCUUUUUUCAAAGUAAAUGUUCUCUGUGUGGUACUUUAGAGAAGUCAUUUUUUUUAAAAUCCCAUGAAUAUUCGAAACAAUGAGGAAUACCUGGUUCUUUAGGUUAAAAAAGAUUGAAUGAUUGAAAGAUAAAAAAUAAGUUUGUCAGUGGCAACCGUUUUAAUUUAUUUUUUGUUAUUAUUAAGUUUUUAUUAUUUAAAUAUUUUUUAAACAAUCAUUGAUAUCAUGGAAACGCUGUUGUAAUCAUUUUACCAUAAUAUGAUAUAUAUAUUGUUUACAAAGCAACACUAUCAACUGAAUUCCGCUUAGAAUCGGUUUUUCGUAAGCAAUUAAAUUUAUCGUUGCUUAUAGAUAUGUAUUAAAUUACUUAUAACUGUGGCCGCACCCCACUGCUAACCCCAUUAUUCUAGAACAUAUUUUAUUAUUAUUAUUAUUACUAAUAUUAAAUAAUAAUUAUUAUUAAAUAGAUAUACAUCAAAUUCCCGUUUGUAUUCUACCUCCCCAACUUCCCACCUACAACAGUGACUGCACGUACCUUUGAAGUAUGUCCGUCCUUUUAAAUCUUUCAAUCUUUUUUAACCUGAAGAACCAGGUUUUCCUCAUUAUCUCAAAUAUUAAUGAGAAUUUCUAAAAAUUACCUUUUUAAAGUACUACCCAAAGAACAUUUCCUUUUAGAAAAGGUGCUAUACUUGAUAAUCGGAGUAAGCUUUCUGGUAGAAAAAGUGUUCACAUAAAAAAAAAAAAAAAAAACCUCAUUGUAAAAUCAAAAAACCAAUAUACUUUCGUUCCACUCAGAAUCUAAAAAUGUAAAAUAAAUAAAUAUAAUUACAUAAUAAUCGAUAAAUAUGAACUUCAACAGUUACUAAAAAUAUAUAAACACUUAAGUGCUUUAAUAAAAACUGGAAAAUAAAAAAAUUUUAAAUAUUACGUUAUAAUCUGAUGAUUUUAUUUUAAUAAACGUGUAUAAUAUGGAGCCAGUCAAUGUUGAAUCUACAGGUAUGUUUUGUUUGCCCCCCCCCCCCCGUUAAAUGUGGUUGUGGAUAAAUUGUAUAAGCAAAAAAAAAAUGUCACUACCAUAAUUUUAUUUACCCUCCCCCCCCCAGAUAAAUUGUCUGGAUUCAACACUGGAGCCAGUAAAGCAACUAUAGGAUUUUUUCAUAGUAGAUGGACUGGAAAACACGUAAAAAACAAAUAGGACAUUAAAUCUUUUUAGCGAUCUCACAUCUGGCUGACCUUUCAACUUGAUAAAUAUAAAACGUGACAUAUUUUUCAAUAAGUAUAAUAAUAUAUUAUACGUGCAGCGAAGUGUUUUCGUCUAUUACGAACAUAAAAUCAAUAACCAUAACAAUAUGCAGGCUAAAAGCUGAUCGAAAUUAAUAGAUAAUAUUGCGUUUUAAACUUGAAUAUUACAACUUACAAUCAAUAAAUUAUACGCAUUUGCCAUGUAUAUAAUACAAGUUUAUCAACAAAUACAUUGUUAUAUUUAAAAUGGUGUAAUUAAUGUUUUUUGUGGCCGAUAUAUCUAUGCCAUUUAAUACGUAUUCUGUGGAAAUAUUACUCAAGGAGGUAUAGUCUAAACACUCAAACAUUAACUUCUCUACGGGAUUCGCUGAAACCUCGUAAUAUAUAUUAUAGAUAUAAAUAGACCCAGUGGGAGAUUUUCAACAUUUUUCUGGAAGGGAUCCUGAAAUAUAUACUUUUUAAAGGUAUCUUCUAAUCUAUCAAUAGAUACCUCUUUUUUACUUUUUUAAAUAACAUUAUAUUAAAAUUAUAUCAGUGUCUGAAGGUAGCACAGACCCCUUGGACCGCCCCUCUCAUAAAUCAGCCACUGAAUAGCCAAUAGACAAAAGAUUAAACUACUGUAGCCAUAAACGUAAUGUGACGGUAUUAUGUAACCGAAUAGUAGAUAGUAAAAUAACUGCAGGUACAGCUCAUGUUUCGUAACCGCGGAAAUCUCUCCGGAUGAAUACUCCUUAAUCUUUAUAUACAGACAUAUUUUAAUUACGGACUGUAGUAUUUGAGUAAAACAAUAUCGCAAAUACUCGACGCGCGUAGACACCAAAACUAAUAUCUCUAUCGUCUCAUGUGACGUAAUUAUAUAAUUUAUACAGUGCCCUACGAAGAUAGACCGUUUCAAUACAUUUUGGUGUUGAAAUGUUUGAUUUCCAUUAAACCGUUAACGAGGUAUUACAUUUUAAAGUUUCGGUAGAAAAAGAGUAAUGAAGCAAAAUUUGUAUGAUGGUACAGCACGUGGAGUUUUAAUAGUGAUCCUCUACUUUCUACCUACCCAAAUUUGAAAGUGAAAUAUAUCAUCAACAGAUUAAUUGAAAUUAAAAAUGUCAACACUAAAAUAAAUUUAAACUAAUACUUACUUAGUAUAUUUAUGAUAUUUUUGCUAUAGUUUACCGUUUAAAAAUCAAUAGUAGGUAGUCUGUUUAUCCUCGAGAUUAAGGGUGACCAAAAUUAAUAUAAAUGUAACAUUUUAGAGCUACUUGUUUCUGAAGGUGUCUAACGAAAAAUCGAACAAAAGUUAAUGCUUUUCAAUAUAUCGCAAUGUGGGACAUUCUGUAUAUUAGGUAUCUGUAAAUUAUUUUCUUUUUUACAAUUUAAUGGUGAAAAGAAUGCGGUCUUUGAGAAGCAAUUGCUUAUGAUUUAGAGGUAUUUGGUUGCUCAAUAUGAAAUAACUAAAUAUUAGUAUUCGUAUACUACGAAAUUGGUAAAAAUAAAUGGAACCAUAGGGAUAUAUAUUGGAUGUAGUAGGAAAUAAUGGUACGUGGGUAGUUUAUAUAAGUAGCUAUAUUGGGUUAUUUUAUGUUUUUUUUUUUUUGUCACAUUCGUUUAUUUUUUGGGUCAGUCAUGUCAGUCCUAAAUCUCCACUUAACAUCGUAUUCUAUAAUGAUAAUAUCGUAUAAGAAUAUUACACACCUCAUCAGCAAUCUUCAUAUUAUCACUUUUAAUAAUAUAUCAAACCAUUUACUUAUCAAUAACAUUUCUCUUCUGAGGCCUGCUUUCUUCCACGCAUUAAUUUACAUCAAAUGUCUGUACUUAUUCUCCCAUCUUAUUGUCAAUCGAAACAACGCCUAUGCGCGCUGCUCCUUAGGAAUUAAUUUCUCAUUCUUACUUCUUUGCUGGCGAAUCCACUCAUCCAUCUAUUAGAAUUAUUCUCAUUUCUAAAACACCCGUUUUCUUCAUCCCAUCGUUCUGUCUGCAGAAUUCGUAUCAUAAUAUACAAUAUCGCCAGCAUUGCCGUGGUUUUUUGGAAAAUUAUUUAUCCCCGAUUUUUUUCUUCGCUUUCAAACCUAAUCAAAUAACUUAAUCCGUCGUAUUGUUUCGCCAAACCAAACCAUCAUAACAGAACAAACCAAACUUGUUAUAUCCAAUCGGGACCGACGGUUGGUAUUCUGAAAGGGACUCUGUAAAUUGGGAUAUAAGUACAAAUAUUAAUAUAGUGUCCCACGCGCUUUUUGCAGGUGCUGAAUAGAGCCGUUCGACCAAAGUUACUGCAGACUGCAAUGGCAAUUUUAAUUUUACGUUUGUUUUGGUUUUUAUUUGUUCGUUCGUUUGUUUAUUUUUGUUGCUACAUUAUGUUAUGUUAAAAUAUAUAAGUACCGUUUUGAUGUGUUACAGUCACUCAGGGAGGUGAUACCGCACGUCAAAAAGGACCGACGAUUAUCGAAAAUCGAAACGCUCACGUUGGCCAAAAACUACAUCAUAGCCCUGACCAAGAUCAUAUGCGAAAUGAGAGGCGAACUGGACCCGUUCAAAGACCAACAACAGGAAGACGGGGGUGCCGCGUCUACGCCACCGGCCACGGCCACCGGGGGACCGUCGUCGGUGGCGGCGGCUACCGCGGCUGCCGCGGAAAUCGACAGACGGUUGCAACUGGCGCUACAACACUCGGAAGAAUCAAUGGACUUUCCGUAAUCGGCCUUACUUAAAAUACACAUAAUUUAUUAUUCACACAUACGUACAUAUUUAUAUUAAUAAUACAUACUUAAGGAAAAAAAAACUUUUCAAUUUAAAAAUACUAUCCGUUCAUCAGUCGAUUUUUCUUCGCCGUGCACAAUAUUAUAAUAAACUAUAUCCACAUACACACACACAUAUGAGGGCAGAUACAAGGGGAGUUACCUGGUUAAUUAUACCACACCCCCUUGAAUAUAUAUUAAAAUAACAAAUAAUAUCAACUAAUAAAUGAAUGAUACUCAAACCGAUAAUUAUACAACAAUAUUAGUAUAAGCAUCACUUCCCUGUGGAAUAAUAAGACUAAAUUUGAUAUUGAAUAAAUUUGAAUUAUCACCUCCCCUCUUGAAUAAUUUCUGGAUCUGCCCCUACACACAUCGACGUUUAUUAUUAAUAAUGUACAAACAGAAACCAUCACAUUAUAUUACAACAACAUACUGAUGCAUUUAAUUAAUAUUAUAUUUUGAAAACGAACCGAAAUAUUUGAAAUUAUUUCCGCGGUGCCUCUGAAGCUUUUCUACAUAAGACCCGUAACUAUAUACAGUAUAUACUUAGCUCCUUCUCUUUAUUAUAAAUCGAAACAACAGAUACAAUAUUUAUAACUAUACAUAAAUAAUAUACUUCAUUAUAAUAUUGAUUUAACUCUUAAAAUUUACUUAAAAUGUGCAUAUAGGAAAAAAAAAAUCAAUUUUAAUUUUAAAUAAAACGUACACAUAUGGCAUUAUCUUUGCAUUUAUUAUGUAAUAAUAAUGUUUACCAACGGUAUCUAAGUAUAAUAUAAUCGUUGCAAUAAUGUAGCUUCAGUAGAUAUAACAAAUAAUUAACCGCAUAAGAUAAAAAUAUAUAUAUAUUGGGUGCCAUACAAUGCGAAUAACUCAAUUUUGUCCAACUCGUCAAUACGAUUUAGUAUUCAUACGAUCCCUUUUCAUUAAAAUAUAUAUUAUGCCACAUCUAAUGACAUUUAAACGAGUUUUACAUUCGGAUUCAAUGUGAUUUAUUUUUUUUAAUAAUAGAUUUCCAGCUACUCAGAUAUAUAUUCCUUCUUGACUCAUUCAAUUAAAAGUUAACGAAUAUUCAUAAUAUCGUAUAUCAUCUUAUUCGUCCUCUAGAUCAAAUUUCGUAUUCUCUUAAAAUGGAGCACCGCGAGUGCAGUGACCGGAUAAUUUAAAAAAAUAAUAUAAUAAUUCAUUGUCUAAAUUUUCCCGAAAUACUAAAUUUAAUAUGUUUGUACCUACUCGGUGAAAUAACGAAUAAUAUCUAAUAUAAUGUGAAACAUUUGAAAUCUUGAACCACAUAUAGUUACGAAAUAUAAUAUAAUAGGUUCUAUAAUAAUAGGUUCAACUGGGUACUUGAUAAAAUAUUACCGCUGAUAAACAAUAGGUAGAGGUACUGCAAUGACCGAGGUAAACAAAAUCCUUAACUUACAUUGCUUUUUUAAAUAUAUAAAAUUCAAUAUAAUAAUUACAAUUUAUAACACAAUAUUAAACCUAAAUAAGGAGCUGAUAUAAUUAAAAAUUUGAAUUCCCUUUUCUUUUUUAUAAUAUGUGAAAUUCUGUAGCUAUAUUAGCUGGACGUCCAGUAUUAGUUUAAAAUUAUUUUUUUCAAAUAUACGCAUAUUAUUAAAAUAUUAUUAUUAUUAUUAUUAUUUUAUCCUAAGCUAAAAUAAUCCUCUUUGCGACUUUGUUACUGGUACCUACUGUUUAUAAUAUUGUUAAAAAAUAAUUAAUAAAGCUAAAAACAUAAUAUAUUUUAACGUCGUCUUAGCGCAUACUUAUACUUCUAAAGUAAAACUGAUACGAAAAGUCAAUAAUUUUUUUUUUCUUUUGGUAAAAAUAAUUCGUAUAGCCUUAUAAACAAAUCAAAAUAUAAUUUAAUACUAAUGAUAAUAUAGAAAUGUAUAAUGUUUUACCUUCACGAAGGUUCAUUCAUUCAUUAUUGAAAAUUGAAUACAUAACCUAUUAAUAACGAUAAUUUGUUUUAUUCUAAACUAAACGAAUAUAAUAUUAACUAUAGCUAUAAAUCUAUAAAUAAAUUAUACCCUUUUUUCAUUUUUUUUUCUUUCUACUAGAUGUGUCGAAAUAAUAAAUAUCCAGCAUAAAAAAAAAAUAUAUAUAUAUAUAUGUAAUAUUAUUAUUAUAAGUAUUUAUGGUUACUAUUGAUUUGACUCCGUAUAAUAAUAUGCCAACAUAAUAUUAUAUGACACCUAUCUUACCGAAAUAUUUAUACACAAGCAUAUGAUAUAUUCGUGAAUAUCGUUAGAAAUUUUUGCAUAUUUACGUAUUAUUAUACAUUAAAUGAAUACCCAUUACCUACUUACACUUAUACCAAAAUAUAGUAACAUAAUAAUAAUACUAUUAUGCAGGCUAUAUUAUUUAUUUUGAAUGGGUAGGUAGGCAGGUACUUUGAGAAAAUAAAAAGUGUUAUAUUAGAUGGGUUUUAUCCAUAUUUAUUUAUAAUAGAUUUCGUCUGUAAUUAUUAUUAUAGUUAUAUUAUUAUUAAUAAACGCUGGUUUUGAACUCCUAUUUUAUUAUUAUAUUAUAUCUAUAUUUAUCUAUGUACAAUGGCGUACCUGAGAGGGAAACAUUUAAUUCCAUGGUCCGUAUAAUAUAGGUAUGUAAGUGUGUAACGCAUCGUUUUAAAAAAAUUAAAAAUUGCUUAUUUUAUGAAUUUCAAUGCUGUAUUUUAAAUUAAAAUAUCCAUAAAUUAAAACAUUUGCAAUACUAGAUUGCCGUUUCUAUUAAUAAUAUUUCUUGUACAGUUAUUACAUGACUUUUUUUAAAAUAUAUUCCCCCCUUCCACACACACACACAAGAAGAGUCUCAGGAUGCCACUGUCUAAUUAUAUUUACUAAUAAAAUAUCUAAUUAUUAUUAUAUUAUACAAAUAUACGCUAAUAUGUCACUAUAAUACUAUAUUAAGUCAAUGAUGAAAAUGUAUCCUACAAAUUUGUUGUGGAUUACAUUAUACAUUAAAAUAAUAAUAUUAAAUUGGAAUUGAUAUAUUAUAUAAUUACCUAUAAACAUUGUUCGCGAUUAUUAUUAUUAUUAUGCAUACCUAUAAUAGGUACCUAGUCAAAU
This is a messenger RNA of Cinara cedri, 67653 nucleotides long. The record is from the annotation of a GenBank genome assembly. NCBI's taxonomy places the organism in Eukaryota, Metazoa, Arthropoda, Insecta, Hemiptera, Aphididae.